AUGGAGAACAAUGUGGCAUGGUACCGUAUUGAACCAAACUGCUGUUGGCCAGACGUGGCUUGUGAGAUGCUGUUAACAAAUGUCACUCUUGGUUUUGAAUGCAGUGAUCUUUCACAUAACCACCUGAGCAUAGUCCGAAGAGAGGAGCUUGCUGGGUACCCCAACAUCCAAGCAUUGUAAGUGAAUUCCUGCACAAAACUCCUCCAGCAUAGUACUGCAAAUCACUUGCCACGCCAUCCCUAUUUGUGAAAUCCCAAGAUUACUGUCCCCAUUCCAACUGUGUGAAUAUGGGGAUUAUAAAUACCCAAGAAAUGUCAAUAUGCACCAAAAAACCCACUUUCCUUUUCAGCUUCUAUAAUCCAGGGUGCCUAGGCUGUUGCUUUCCAGAUGUUGUUGGAUUAUUAUCCCUGAACAUCGGUCGCACUGGCUGAGGCUCAGGGAAACAGCUGGUGGGGAGAUUGGCUCAGUGCAGGUGCUGGUUCAUUCACACUACGCCAACCUCCCCACUGCCACACCCCUUCCCUCUGGGGGCUCCUGCUGGGGCUGAUAGAAGUCCAGUAAUACCUGGAGGGCUACAGGUUCCACGCGCCUACUUAUAAUAGUAAAGUCCAAACUGUAGAGUUUGAAAUGAACUUGGUAGGUUUGCAAUCAUAGAAAUGAUUUUCCAAUUUAGUCUUAAUUACAAAAGCUGGUGGCUAGCAGAAUGUCUAAAUUCUGGUUGUUAGUAGUUUGUUAAGGGUUGCUGGGAAUUGUAACUCUGUGCAGGACAAACUACAGUGCCUAGAAUUAUUUGAGGUGGGGGGGGAAUGUGCUUUAAAGGCACUGUGUGUACGCAGUCGUAGUACAGUGGUACCUCGGGUUACAUACGCUUCAGGUUACAUACGCUUCAGGUUGCAGACUCCGCUAACCCAGAAAUAGUGCUUCAGGUUAAGAACUUUGCUUCAGGAUGAGAACAGAAAUCGUGCUCCGGUGGCGCAGUGACAGCGGGAGGCCCCAUUAGCUAAAGUGGUGCUUCAGGUUAAGAACAGUUUCAGGUUAAGUACGGACUUCCGGAAUGAAUUAAGUACUUAACCCGAAGUACCACUGUAACUCUCUUUUGGAGUUUACUGCACCAAUAGACAGGCCUUGAAGUUUUCUGAUUACCCUUCCGUUAUCAUCAUGUUGCUUCUUGCUGAUGGACACUAUCCUUGGACCUUGUAAUUUCUUCCAACAUUUCUUUGUGGUCUCAAUUCUGCAGGGACCUGAGCUUCAACUGCAUCCACACCAUUGAGGAGGGAGCCUUCCACUACCUGGGCAAACUGAGGACUCUGUAUGUACCAUUAUCUGGCACGAUCUCUUCUAUGAAUCUUCCCCCUUUACAUACCCCUCACACCCUGCCUAAAAACCGCAUGCGGAAACCCUUUGGCCUGCCAGAUAAUGGCCAAUGACCAGGUAUGAUGGGAGCCAGCCACAUCUGGAAAGCUAUUGGUUCCCUGGUGAUGUCAUUACAGAAAGAUGUCAAGGAGAUUUGUUCCCUUAUUAGUAGUUGCCUUGAUAGGUUUAGCUCAGUGGUGAGGAGCUUGUGGUCAUCCAGGUAUUGUUGGACACCGGUCCCAUCACUCCUAGCCAGCAGGGCCAGUGGUCCAUGGUGAAGGGAGUUGCAGUCUAACAACAUUAGCCACGCAUAAGAGGAAGGUAUCUUCAGGCUCAGGGGAAGCCCAAGGUCUGCAGAAGUACAAAAAAUGGAAUGGGGUAUUUUGGGAAAAGGGCAACGCUUUUGAACAGUAGCAUUCCAUGUGCUGCAGCUUUUUGUUGCUGGUGUCACUUGUACCUACGGAACAGCAAACAUAUAUUCAUCUUGAUAUAGCCCAUUGUUUCAAAAGCUUUGAACAGAGACUUGGUAGUGCCCUGUUCAAAGGUGGAGAUCUUGCUUUCUUUUCCAUUUUAGGGUAGAGGAUUUCUCUAGGCCCACCAGGGGCACUUGGGUCUCACCCCACAUUUAGAUAUUGUUAAAAGGAAUAUUAGCAAAUGGCAAACUGAUCUACUAAACGGAAAUCCACAAGCGAGUGGACUUAUUGAAGAUUUGGGGCUUUGGUACGAACAUGAUCAUUUAUCCUUAGACAGCAGUCACUGAAUGCAUCUCACCUACUGAAUUAUUUACACAGACAAAGUAAACACAGAGAAUUUCUGAUUGCUUUAAACAAUGAUCUGUUGAAAUGGUGUGGAAGUUAAAGAGCAGAGUUAAUGUGCUGGCCAUCGCUCUCUUUGGGGGGGUAUGUGUGUUUUGUGGCAGCGGGUUUUCCGUACAGCCUGAGAGAGGUGACUGACUUUCUUGCCCAAAUGCCUUCCCCUUCUUCCUGACAGCAACCUCAUCUCCAACAGUUUCACAUAUGACUGUUCCUUACGCUGGUUGAUGACGUGGGCACAAGAGAGGCACGUUCUCGUAAGCAACACAGAAUUGCUCCGAUGCGUCCCGGAAGCCACUUCUGGCAGCGCCAAACCACUGGAUCUCUUAUCACUGACCCGCAGUGAGUAAAAUAGCUUUUUGGCCAGCCAGAUAGAAGCGUUUGUUGUCACCUUCAAUGCUUUUUCUUCUUCUUUCACCUCGGGGCCCUGUUGAGCGUCUCAGGUGUGCCUUAUGGAUGUAGCUGUGGUAGGAAUCCAUCUAAUAUGUGAUUGUUGGGAGUUCCCACCCCACCGACUGCUGGUGAAGGGAGUUUUGUUUCAUCCAAAGCCCUGCAUGUCAGUAGCUUUCUUCCUCUCCUCUGUAAAAGCCAACACCGUGGUUAGACGUGCACUGUUAGUCUAUCAGAUGUUUGCCUACUCUCACAAAAUCUGCAUUGUAAAAUAAACCAAAACAAAACAAGCUACUGACAAAAGCUGUGGUCCUGGUGAGGAACCUGGUGCCCUCUGAAUCUUGUUGUACUCAAACUCCCAUCAGCCUCAGACAGAAUGGCCAAUGGGCAAGGAUGAUGGGAGUUGUCGUUGUCGUUCAGCGGCCUCUGUUAGGGCAGAGGUUCCCCAGUUCCACUACAGAGACUCAAACUGGAAAUGACUGUUGUUCAAGGCAGCUCUAUCUACACUACAUAUUUAUAUCAGUUUCAUAUCACUUUGCCCAAAGAAUCCUGGAGCUGGAGUCUGGUUGAGGUUGCGGACAGCUCUGUUGGACUCCUGGCCUUCUACUUCAGGAGAAAACCUAGCUCAGUAGUACAGUACGCUAAUAUCAAAAGCAGCUUGCCUCAAUAUCCAUUGCUGGCAAUCACAAGCAGGAGCAUGCUUUUGUGCUCAGGUCCCACUUCUGGGCUUCCCAAAGGCAUUUGACGGGCUACUGCAAGGACAGAAUGUUGCUUCUGGACUGAUUCAGCAGGACUCUGCUUGCGUCUGCAUCCAUCUCAGUGUUCACUCUGCAAAAUGGGGAGAGCUUUCUUGCCUGUUUUGCUGGAAUAGUUUGUAAAGUGUAAACAAACAAAGCUGUGCAAACCGAAACAGAAACAGAGUUUUUCAAGCAUUUGUCCAUAAGUGGUUCAAACGUUUACCGUGAGUUUUCUCUUCCUCCCUUCCCAGCUGUUGAUUUUAUGUCCUGUGUGAAGGACACCCUGACCAGGAGUGAUGCAGUCCUGCACUAUUCUUUCCUUUCAACUGGUACCCACACCCAGAAGUCCUGCCUUGAACUCUGCUAUAGCAAAGGGUACACCUAUUACGCCAUGGACUUUUUGGAUCGUUGCCUAUGUGGAUCUCUAGGUAGCGAAGCAGAGGUGGACUGUGGGAAGGUGUGCUCCAAUGAAAUCCAGAGCCAAGUGUGUAAUAAAACAGUCAUCCAUGCUGCAUACCCAAUUCAGGUAAUGGAAUCAGUUCUAAUAGCAUUUCUGCCCAAUUUUGUGUUUGGGAAUUGUGGUUAGGAAAUCCAGCUCAUUACUUCCCUACAAGAAUGGGGAAUCUGUGUCCCUCCAGAUGUUGUUGGACUCCAGGAUAGCCUAGUGGUCAGGAAAUGAUGGGAGCUGUAGUCCAGCAACAUCUGGAGGGUCACAGGUUAGCUACCCCUUCUUUACUAAGUGAUGCUGAUGAUGAGCAGAUUCUUGGCAGAGCACAUCCUUUGUCUACAACAGGUUCAAUCCCUGUCAUCUCAGACAAGAGAAAUGGGACCUUGGUGACCUUGAGUUGCUGCCAAUCAGACAUGACAAAACUAGGCUUGAUGGGCUAGUGGUCUCUGACUCAGCAACUUCACAUAUUCACACCAGAUGGUGAGGGAAUUUCUAGAGGGUUUGUAAAGGGUCCUGGGAAAUGGAAGCCGUCCCUGCCAGUGAUGGAAAAUAAUAAGAGCCAGUGGUGAGGGGCAAAUGCCACUUUAAAACUGGCAGUGCAAGCUCAAGUUCUAAAACAGCUCCUUUUCCUUGAUCUCCAUAAACAUAAGCUGGACACCUUGUCUCUCCCAAACCCAGUCACUGAUUUUAGAGGUUAGAGCAGGGGCUUCCAAAUUGUGCUUUGUUCAGAUGGUCCACAGUGUGUUUGUACUGAUUUGUGGCUGAAGAUGGGAGAUGGUUCAUUCAGAACAUUAAAUACUCAUGUUUUUUAUUGUUUCUUUUAUUUAUUAAUUAUAUUUUAUUUUAUUAUAUUAUAUUGCACUUUGUAAAUUUAAAACUCAUUGCUGGAUCAUUACUGGGAGUUUAAUUUUUUUGAAAAAUUAAGUAGGCCAUGCAAGACUAUAAACAGUCCAUGCGUGUUCUGGAAUGCCUGGUCUUCAAAAGUGUCUUUGAGUCUUUAAUUGCUGCAGACAUUUGACAAAUAUGCUUCAUCCAAAACAGGACUUCUGUACCUUUUGUUGCUGCAGUACUAUGAGAACAGUUACAGUUAAUGCACAGCACCCUUUUGAUCUGGAUCUCCUCUUCAUACUACCCAAAAUGUUAUCAUUUGCACGGCCUCUAGCUGAGUGCUGUACAAGCUGCAGGAAUUAGGAAUAACCUGAUGUUAUUAAUGAGUGAGGGACAUUACCCCCUUCUCAUGAAAUUAUACCUGCAUCCUAUUUAUGCUUUGGGUUGGAGGAAGGGAAAUUAAACCUGAGCCAAACCUUCCUACCUGCUCUUUCUGUUUAGGUGAAACUCUCAUUCACCACACGGCAACAGCAUGGGCAACUUGUUGGAUUCGUUGCUAAUUGCUCACUGCCUGGCAUUCUGUACAUCUGGGACUUUGGAGAUGGAGGUGAUGGAGGUCUCAGCACCACAAACCCAAGAGUGUUGCAUGUGUAUCUUCCUGGUACCUAUAUGGUGAAGGUUGAGGCCCUGACUGCUGGAAAGAGUCUGUUCCACAGAGCUACUAUUCAUGUGGUCUUGCCCGUGAAAGCAGUAAUCCUUAAGUGUCCAAAGGUUGUGGUAAGACACCAGAACAACAUAGACAUCUGGAUCCAUGUCCAAGAAGGUACUGAUCUGUCUGUCAUCUGGAGAAUGAAGGAUCCAGGAGGCCAGGAACUUCUUGGUGAGAUAAGUGGUGCUGCAGAGAGAUGUCUAUCUGUGUCCCACUUGGGUGGGUGGGGAAGCUGGCCAUUAUUUUGAGUCAAAGGUAGACUUAAGCAUGGAUGCUUUAAGUAGCAUGCCAUCUCCUCCAUCCUGGUGGGCCGGAUUCUGGCUUACCCCACCUUCAGCGGGCUCUUUUGACAGGAGGGUGAGACCUGUCCACUUGUUAAUCACCUGUCAUCACUAUCUGAUGUCAAUUGUGGGGCAGGAGGGUGUGGUUGGGGGUGGGGGUGGGAAUGGCCUCCUGGGCCAAACUGGGACCUAUGUCAGGCCUAACUAAGCCUGCAAGCUGAAGGUUCCCUACUCCUGUGGAAGAGGAAGACCAUGGUAUGUUUGUCAAGGGUGUAUUUUUGAAUAAAGCUUCCAAGGUAUUACAAUUUUGGUACCAACCUCAAGGGAAGUGUUCUCCUAAAUGUUAUGCAAAGUUGGAAGCUGUCGAAAAUGGAGAUCAGAGCAAAUAAGUAGUAUAUGGCCCCUAACAAAAGGUGCAGGAUUUAUGGUGGAGACAAUCUGAAGUGGAUCAAGGUUAUUUAGGUGUGGAUAAGGGAGGAGCUGGAGUUAAGGGAUGUGGAAGAUGAAAGCUGGCUUAAAGUGGCUCCACCAAACCUCUGGAAUCUCGCAGGAUCUGAAGCAUGUCUGUGAGAGAAACUGACCUUGCGGGAAGAGAGGUUAUUGCAAGCAUGAUGGGGACACCUGGACUUCAUGUUAGGAUAUUAGGAAAGUGGAAGGAAGAGGGACAAGGCAGCAGAGCAGAGGCUCUAGAGAAAGCGAACUUGUCAGUGUGCAGAAGGCUGAAGGGGAACAGCAGAUGUGUAACCAGGGAGACUAGGGGGCAGCUAGAAAAAAGGCAUUUUCCCCCCUGGGAGAGAGAGAGAGAGAGUUGUAGAGCAGCAGAGCCCUUAUAAAAAGACCAGAGAGGCAGGAAGCCAGGGAAGCAGCGCGAGGCAGCCAGCAAUAUCGGCCAUUGAUCUCAGAAGGCACACAGCACUGUCGGGUCCGUCUGAUGCUAUGAGUGUGAGAGGGGUCACUCUUAAGGUUGCCAUUGUCUCAGCCUGGAUGCUGUGAUGGUGGACAGAAGGUGAGAAGUCAGCUGCUAACCUCACCUAGAGCUGCAGCUGGGAUGCUGCUGAGGAUGGCAUCCCAGGGAUUUCGACCAUGGUGGCUAUUGUUCCUGCUGCUGGGCAAAGGGGACACAGGUAGGCGAAGCAGUGUUUCUACAAAGUGGGAGUUCUGUGUUGGAAAAGCAUAGCUGCAGUGGGAUGACAAGGCUAGAUCUCUUAGCAUGUGUCAGUCAAUUUUCAGCAUGAUUUAACCACCCUUCUGUUCACUAGAUCAGGAUGGUUAGAAGGGGUCGUUUUGGUUAGGAAUGGCGGACUUUGCGCUUUAAAGCAAUCACCAACCCAUUUUGACUAUGGAAAAAUGCUCCAGGCAAAUUAUUCUUAAAGAAAAGAGAAGGAUUCAUGCAAAACUCAUGCACGCAUGCUCAAACUAAUUCCCGUCAAGAAGCACUAAAAAGAGUGGAGAAUCCAUCCUUAAAAUACACAAGGCAUGGUUAAUGCAGCUGUUUUGUACACAUUUCAGAGAUCAUACUCUAAAGAGCAGAACUCUGAAGCUGAUCUUUGUUAGUAUUUGUCAGAAGAGGGUGAGGAGGUAUUAUCAGUCUGAAUGAAUUAGCCACAAUUAAAAGACAUUGUGUGGAUGCUCCUUGUAGAUGUAAGGAAAGGCUGAGCAUCCUUGUCUGUCAGGCCCAAAACUUUGCUUUCUGUGUGUACCUUUAAGAAGCUUCUUUGACAUGGUCAGCAGUAGCACUGCCAUGUUUCUUAACGCCCUGGUUAAGCAAUUGGGAGUUGGUCAUGUGCAUGUGUGCUCCAUCCUCUUCCCAGACUUAACCAUGGUUCAGUGUUAGAUCAGCAUUGAUGCUGGUCCCAAUUAAUAGCACUAUUCAGGUUCCCCCUUAGGGAGGGCGUGUAAAUUUACUUCAAACCCUGAUUUCAAAUCUUUUUUUAAAACCCACCCAACCAUCCAAUCCAAUAUGUUUACCUGAGAGUAGGUCUCAUUGAACGUAAUAGCUCUUAUUUCUGAGUGGACACACAUAGGCCUGCACUGUUAAUGCUUCUUCUCUUGAGACAGCUACCCACCGUAGAAUACCUGUUUAUAAACCACCCUCUUCCCCUUCUUGUUUGGAAAAAGAUGGCAGAAACUGAAAGCCAGGCUCCAUAGAAACAGUAACAAAGUUUACUGGGCAGCAUUUGGGAGGGCUGAAAGACCCAAACAAAGCCCUUCUCUGGACACCUGAAUGCCAGCACCUAAAGGAGAGCUGUGGGGAGCCUUUAAAAAUUGAUUUGUAUAGUUGGGAGGAUUUAUGGGGUCAGCAACGGAUCAGACUUUGUUUAGGGUUGUCACGACAACGAGUUUUUCAAGCGGGCUGCCAACUAGCCUCCUGUUGUUGCCAAGAUAGUUGGGUUUGUGAGGAAAAGUGUGUGUCCAUUAUACAAAAACAAUUAUUAACGAAGGGUUGUAACUUCUUCUUUAAACUUUUUUUUUAAAAAUCCUGCAUGCAUUCUUAGGGAUGGGAUAUUGGUGCUCAGGCUUGGUGUUGCCAGAUCUGCUUUCUGCAGAUUACAAUUCCAAACAUGGGCUCUGUCAAGGGCUCCUUUCGUUCUGAAGGACCUCAUGAUAUAGCUUCCGCUUAAGGAUAGCUCAGUUGGUUAGAGUGUGGUGCUGAUAACACCAAGGUUGCCGGUUCGAUCCCUGCAUGAGACUGCAGCAUAUUCAGCUUGGAUUAGAUGAUCCUCAGGGUCAUUUUCCAACUCUAUAAUUCUAUGAAUCUAUAACGCCUGUGUAGGAUGGAAUUAAUUGCUCCUACCAAAAUCAAAAUGGUGUUUGUAGCAAUGGGUCUUAAAUCAGAGAUGACUAAUUUAUUUUAUUGUUUUCAACGGCUGAGUUGUAACCUACUUUAGCUGUCUUGGGGGCCUAGGUUUUGCUAUCAAUAUGGUCUCGCAUUAGAAAUCUCUAUUCCAAUACUGUAUAUAAUAUUAAAACAAAUACCCUUGUCAUACUAUAUUAGAUGUUCUUCACCAACAGAAAGAAAAAGCCCAACUUUUUAUUUUAUUUAAAAAAAUGCUUAUAGCAUUAAAAACACGUGAGGCUUCUGCAGUUCAAGACAGCAUGUUCUGGUGUUCUCUUAAGCUUGAGUGGUUGUUGUUGUUGUUUUAAUUCAGAUACUUCCUCUUGCCCACGAGGUGGACAAAUCAAUUUGCAGAACUUGAACUGUUACUGGCUUGGUGGGACAAAGGAGACAUGGCAGGAUGCCAGGACGCUCUGCCAGGGUGUGCCUGGAGGAGACCUGGUGGUGGUGAGGUCCCUGGAGGUACAGAGCUACCUCCAGAAAUCUUUUUCUAAGUAAGUAACUUUAGCAUGUGCCUCAUUUGUAAACGUUUCCCAACUCCACGCAUCAUAAGGAUUUUCUUUCUUUCUUUUAAUGCAUAGACUACCCUGCCAGGGACACGAGUGGCGCUGUGGUCUAAACCACAGAGCCUAGGACUUGCCGAUCAGAAAUUCGGCGGUUCGAAUCCCCGCGACGGGGGGAGCUCCCAUUGCUCGGUCCCUGCUCCUGCCAACAUAGCAGUUCAAAAGCACGUCAAAGUGCAAGUAGAUAAAUAGGUACGGCUCCGGCGGGAAGGUAAACGGCGUUUCCCUGCGCUGCUCUGCUUCGCCAGAAGCAGCUGAGUUAUGCUGGCCACAUGACCCUGAAGCUGUACGCUGGCUCCCUCAGCUAGUAAAGCGAGAUGAGCACUGCAACCCCAGAGUCAUCCGCGACGGGACCUAACAGUCAGGGGUCCCUUUACCUUUUUUAGACUACCCUGCCCCAGGGACAGAAGGUUUGUUGUAUUGUAAUAUGGCAUGCAUGAUCCAGGUCUCUGAAAUACUUUCUAAAACCAUUCACCUGGAGAUUAGAUGGUCCAACAGACCAUACCAUGUUGGUUUUUCUUGACAUUGGUGUGGUCAAUAGUGCUAUUCAGUGGUAUGUGUUUGUAAUAAUGAUUUGCAUGGCAGCACACCUGUGAGCUAUCGACAUUUCAGCACACCUGUAUCUUAAUAAUGUAACUAAUUAGAGGUGGAGUUUACCUGCUGCACCAAAUGCAGCGAUGUGACAGGGUAACUGAUUAUUUUGAAAACUGUAUUUAAGCUGACCAAAUGCUUUGUAUUCUGCUGGGGGAGUGUGGAGUGGUGAGAAGGGUGUUUUUGCAGCUGUUUGAUUAUUUCUUAAAAUAAAUAUAAGCAAAGAUAUUGCAGGCAAGUUUUUAUUCCAUCGUCCCAGCUGCUGCACAAGCUCAGUUGGUCCAGAAGGUCCAACAUACCAUUGUACAUCCGUGAGCAGCAACUAAUGCUCAGAUUAGCUGCCAGGGCUGAUGCCAAGUUUUGAGGUGGCCCCGGGCAAGAUGGUCUCUGUCCUCCCUCUUGUGCCACCAUGGUACCACUCCAGGAAAUGAAGAUGGUGGCAACUGCGGAAGCUGCUUUCCACAGACUGAGCGUGGCUGCCUCCCUCCCAAGUAUGUUUACUAGGCCAAGGAAUGGACACUGGUACAAACAGGUGGUGGCCAUAGCUGGCCUGAGGGAUGAGCAUGUUGGGUUGUGCAUAAGGACUGAGGACAACUGGAUUUAGUUCAUAUUUAAAGGUGAACCUACUUAAUUCACAACCAGAACACAACCAUCCUGUGAAAUUCACCUUUCUCCUAAUUUUUCAGUGCCAUUCUCCAACAAUGUUACGUGUACCAAAAUGUAUUUUAUGGUAAAGUGUGCCUAUAGAUUCAAUUAUUAGUGAAAGUAACAGGCAAAAAUGCAGUAUAUUACAGAAAAUUGCUUGCAAAAAUAUGUGUAUUUCAAAACUGCAUACAAAAAUGUGUUUAUUAACAAAAACAUGCACCAAUAUGCUGAAGAACUUUUGUGAGGGUAUUUAAACAAAAAACAAAAAAAAUAUAUGCAGUACUGUGAAGACAUGAAAUUGAUUGGAAAAAUGAGAAACAGAGAACCAAAAGGGACAGAUUAAUCAAUCCUGUUUCUGAUCCUCUUUACUUGAAGCCGAUACACUUGUCUGCUUGCUGAUCAAACUGCAUUUUGCUUAGCAAUGAGCCAUGGUUCAGUUGUUUCCAUACAGUUAGUAUGAGGGUUAUUUAAACCAGCCAUAGCUUGUUUGUUUCUUGUUUGUUCAAAAUAUUCUCAGACUGCCUUAGCAUCAGGCAAGUAUAGUGCAAUCAAGCUAAACAAUGAAAUGUCAAGCAGCAUGACAACGAUCAAUGGCGUCAUCCCAGAGGUUUUCAACCUUUUUGAGUCCACGGCUCCCUUGACCAACUAUAUUCUUUCUGCAGCACCCCUGUGGGGCUCAGGAGCCCAGUUAUGUCACCCCUUGCCUGAAGAACUGGCAGCCUCUCACCUUUUUUCAAACACCCUCCCUUGUGGAGUGUUUCCUCAACUUCCUCUCCCCUCUCCUUGGGAGUCCUCUGGGCAGCCACUGCUGCCACCCCUGGUCUCUGAGCUGCCCCUCCUGCCCCAAAUAGAGGUUCCUCAUCACACUGCCCCACAGGGGCCUGCGACUUGUUUGUCCAUUCCCUUCCCUGAGGAGGGAGGGAAGGAAAGAGGGACACAGGCCAGUGUUGCCUGCCCUGACCAUCAUUCAAGCCACCCUAGGGUGCCACGGCACACUGGUUGAAAACCACUGGCUUCAUCCUGUUCUGUCUCCAAAUAUUGGCCCAGUCUGUGGUGUUACAAGCCUUUCCUUGUCUUUCUUAUCAGCAGUGCUGGCACCGUUUGGAUUGGAUUGCAUGACCUUGGCUCCUCUGGGUCGAUGCGCUGGGUUGACGGGGGCCUCGCAGAUACAUUCCAGAACUGGAUGUCCUCAGGCCGACCCGAGGGAGGGAAGGAAAUGUGCGUGAAGAUGCUUCUAGCGGAUUCAAAAGGGUACUGGAGAUGUAACCCAUGCUCUGAGAAAUCACCAUUCAUCUGUGAAAAGACAAUUGGAGGUACUGGAGGCAUUCUAGUUUGUGUUCUGUUAUUUUAAUGGAGUUGUUGUUGUUUUUUGCAAAUGUUUUGAUGGGGUGGUAUUACUGUGUAUUUUCAUUGUGGGUGUCUAUAUUGUAAUGUCUGUGUAACCAGCUUUUGUACUUUGCAAACAGAUUAGAAGCCUAUUUUGAUGUGAGGUGGCAUAUAAAUUAAACAAUAAAUGCAGAAACAAACAUGAAUAGGCUGAUCUUUAUUAUUCAUCUAAUGAGAUCACUCCUCUCAAAAGAGGAGGAUUCAUUAGAAGGAAGCUGAGAAAGACAACCAGGUAGUUCUAAUCUGUUCAGGAAGCUUGGAGCAAAAUUGUAAGGGGCAAUCCCAUUAGCCUUAGAGACUUGGACUUUCGAAAUCCUUGUGAUGAAAUCUCUUUUCGAAGGUCGAUAAGAAAACUUUGCAGUCAUGGGAUGACAGAGUUGGUAACUUGGUGGAGGAAACCAAGGAGCAGAAAAUAGGGAAAGAUGGGCAGCUUAGGAGACACAGCCCGGAGUAUAGGACAGAUGCAGGUUGUGUUGAAAAAAAACUCAGUGAACUUGCUCUAGAGACUGAUGGGUCAUCUGUAAUGGACUAGAAUAAUUCCUCCUGCAAGGAGUUGAAAACGAGCCUUCUAGUCCAUGAUGUGGGAAGAAUGAUGAAACUGAAUGCGAGCUCCUGCUGAUGAGGAAGUGCUGAAUGGUGAAGAAGGUGGACACAAAAAGGAAAUAGGAGAGAGCUGAAAGGAAGCGGAAAGCAGGGUCUGCCAAGAGGCCAGCCAAGUCUAGCUUCUAACCCUGAUUGCUAUAUUCUGAGCUCCCCACACCGUCUUGGUAAGCAGCAGCAACAGGCAGUGUUGGGAAGCCAGCAGAGCAACACAGCCUCACCCUGCCUCGCUAUUGAUGUUAUAGGACUGCAUUGUCAGUUCCUUUUUAUGUGCUCUGUGAUUACAGCUGCGCUUCCAAGCCCAAACUUCUUCCUGACGGGAAUGCCAAGGUUUAGCACUAUCUAUGAAGUGAAGAAUGUCAGCACCAGAAAAGCAGCUCCUUUCUUAGGGGGCAACAAAGUGGAGGUAAUGUAUUUCCGGGGCUGAUUUGUUUUCAUGCUUCAAAUACAUAUUCUAUUCCACAAGAUGUUGCUGAGGGACCUUGAGAAAUCUGCUGCUUUUUGACAGUGAUCUCAGCAUUAUACAAUCCAACAUCUAUGUAAGUAGAAAAUUGCCCAGAAAGCCCAAUAUUAGAAGUUCAUGGGAAACCCUGAUUUCCAAAUCUGAUGUGUCUCUUGUAGCUUACCUCAUAUGUAAAAAAACCAACUGUGGCGCCAUUGUUGCUCAGUAUGUUCACUGUAGGCCCUAAACCCUCUACCCAUCUUAAACUGCCCCCCAGCUACCCUUGACUUGCUUUUGUCUUGCAGCUGAUGCUCUUUCCAGGCCUCUGGUUCAGCCACAGUGGAACAGUCGCCUCCCUAGACUUUGCUAUGCAAGCAACAAAUAAGCCAAUCCAGGCCCGUUUCCAGAUUUUCCGCCCAUAUUGCAGUCCCAGUCAACAUUUGAUUCCACCAGGUAAGGGAGAAACCCCCUCUGCUCCCUUCCUUGCAAUCCCUUAGGUCAAAGAAUAACAGAUUCUGUCUUUAUUCUUUAAAGCAGUUUAAUUAAAAAAUAAGUUGCCAUUUCUCCCUAGCAACAUCUUGUUUUCAGCUGAGGAAAAUGGCUUUGCUGCAGAUUUUUUACAGUUCUCUCCCCCUCCAUUUGUUAAUUCCACCAUUUAAUUCAUUUUUGUAAUUGGAAUUGCCUUCCAGUCGCACUCAUUUCUUAUAAAAUGCGGUACUUAAAUUACAACCUUUGCAUAUGCUGAUCACAGUAAUAAAUUUGAUAAGAGUGUGUGCGUGGGCCCAAACAUUCACCUUGCAUCUGUAUCUGCGUGGUUUAAAACGAUAUUGAUCUGUUUCUAAGUCAUUCUGUACUCUCUCUGCUUCGAUCUGUAAUUUAGGUUCUGAACUACCCUUUAAAAAUUAAAACUCUGUAUACCCCAUCUGCUACCAUAGAUAAUAUAAAAUGUUAUAACUUCCCCCUGUUUCUCACCAAGGUAGAUGACAUUUACUGGCAGAGUAGUCCCUCCAGAGUGCAGUGAACCUGCCAAAUUGUAGACAGAUUGGUCCAGGGGCUUUUUGUGGGGUAAAUAAAAGUGAUUCACUUUCCCCCAUAAUGAGGAGGGCGCAUGUUUGCCUCUUGCUCUUUCUUUAAAAUAACUAAGAUGUGGCCAAGUGUAUUCUCCCCUGCACAUUUCAAAAAACUUUGCAGCUUUGCAUUGGUCUUUGCUUUCCAGUGACUGAUUGUUUCCUCUGAUAGGCUUGACAGCAUGAGACCAUCUAUAAAGCUGCCUGAGAGCUCUGUCUUUUGUUUUAAAGCAGAACAAGAUAGGAUUUUAAAGAAAACCCUUAAAUGAAGUUUUUAACUACUUUUUUAAAAAACUGCUUUAGCAAAAAAUACUCAGGGUCUUCAGUGUGCCACAGGCAAAAAUUUUGGGCAGCCUCGCUUAUUGUAAAGUCCACGGACCUGGAGAAACAAAAAAUAUAGGAAAAAUUAGAGCUAUAAGAUAAAGAGAAGCUUAGAAAGAACAGAGUGAUAGGGUAACAUGCGACUUUUGGACAUCAGCUUGGGAGGGGGAAAGAUUUGCAAAUCAUCCUAAUUUGCCUUGUUAUUUGAGCCCCCGUACGGAUGCGGGUGGCGCUGUGGGUUAAACCACAGAGCCUAGGACUUGCCGAUCAGAAGGUCGUUGGUUCGAAUCCCCGCGACGGGGUGAGCUCCUGUUGCUCAGUCCCUGCUCCUGCCAACCUAGCAGUUCGAAAGCACAUCAAAGUGCACGUAGAUAAAUAGGUACUGCUCUGGCGGGAAGGUAAAUGGCGUUUCUGUGCUGGCCACAUGACCCGGAAGCUGUAUGCCAGCUCCCUCGGCCAGUAAAGUGAGAUGAGCGCCGCAACCCCAGAGUCGACCACGACUAGACCUAAUGGUCAGCGGUCCCUUUACCUUUACCUUACAGAGCUAAUGCACACUCUUAAAAUAGAAAUGACGUCUGGCUUUUUGGUUUUGUAUCUUUUGUGCGAUUCAGUGCCCUUUUAUUUGUUCCUCAGGGUGCAAACGGCUUCAUUCACCUUUUGCCUGCUGUCACUCUGAGCCACUCUGCAAUGCCAUGGGUGAAUGCCCAAGUGGGCAACAGUGGUGCCCUUUGAAGGAUCGUUGCCUGAACAUCUCCAGCCCUUGCAGCUCAUAUGCCUUUGAGAACACAACUGCUCACAUCCAGCCAUUCCCAUACCCUCCACGGUACAAAGGGGCUUCGCCAUUCUAUUCCAUAGUGGCUGAUCUUCCUUUAUUGCUCGCCCCCAGCAAUGAAAACACCCACAUUCACGUAAGUGUAUUCAGGAGUUGCCUUGGGGUUGUAAACAAGCCUUACCCUUGUCUUUCGUUCAAUGUUUGCUCUAUGCUUUGAGGUUCUUCACAUACCUUGUUUUGCCUUAGGUGUACAGGAAGUGGUUCUGCGGUUCCACGUGGGAAACACCUGCUGUGAUAGCUCCCAGGUCAUGGGACCUCUUCACCUUGGGAGCCUCUUUUUAGCCUGGCCCACCUUGCUAUUUCGUCAGCCAUGCAAAAUGUUUUUCUUCAGAUCCGCUUUUACAAAUGAGUCAUAAGGAGGAGCUACAUGGCACCUCUGUUUUCCGUCCGAUACGUGCUGCUCAGAUUUUGGUGGUCUUUUAAAAAUUUUAUUUGGUUUUUACAAAUUAAUGUUUACAUUCAAAAUCAUAGAUAAAAGCAAAUAAGCAAGAUUCUUCCAAAUCUUUAGACUUCCCUCUACCUCUCCAUGGGUUCUUUACUUAAACUUUUCUACUGCACAUCAUAAGACGCUCCAAUUUUUAAAGUUGUCCAUUGUAUCCAAAGUCAUUGUUACAUUACAAGAGUUAUUUUGAACCCGCGAAAGAGUUCAAAUGUUUACAGUGGUCCCCCCCAUUCUUUGUUGAAAUUUUGAUCUUCCUGAUUUCUGAUUUUCCUGGUCAUUUUUGCCAUUUCUGCAUAGUCCAACAGUUUGGUCUGCCAUUCCAGUCUGGUAGGGAUGCUGUCUUCUUUCCAGGCCUACCAGCAUCCUGGAGGCUGUCGUUGUAUACAUGAAUAGUCUUUUCUGUUCCCUAUACACCUACAAUUCCUAACAAAAAGGAUUCUGGUUUUUUUAAAACAAACGUUAUUUUAAACAGUUUUUAAAAUUCAUUAUAUAUCUUUUCCCAGAAUUUUUUUAUUACAGUUCCACCACAUAUGUUAAAAGGUCACAUUGUGGUGGUCUUGUGAUGUUUUAUAUGGAUUAGCAUUACUUGCUGGUACACUGUUCUGCUUCUCGUGCACAACUGUAGGAAGGAGUUGAGUGAAGACCAGGUGUGCGUACUUUAAAUGGAGGUUGUCUCCCAAUGAUUCUGAUUAGCUUCAGCUGUCUGUGCGUUUCAGGUUCUCCUGCCAGAAGAAGAGAUCUUUGUCCAUCCGGGUGACAUCAUAGGGAUACAGCACAGCGCUGAUAGGGGCUCGUUCCUGCAGUGCCAUCCCCACACGGAUUCCCCUUGGCGACAGAGUUACAUCAGCCUCAUGAAGGAGAGCUGGUGGGAAGGAGGUAUCUCUGGGCCACCCAACCCCACCUGGGUGGACAGCAUGCUUUGUGACCUACGAGUGACCUUUGCGCAAGCAAUGAAGAGCUUGGCAAACCCUCCAAUGCUGGCCCAAAGGCUGGAGUCUGGUACCUACACCUUCACCGCCACGGUGAGAAAUGCUGUCAGCAGCUCACAGGCCAGCUGCUCAGUGCAAGUGCAGUCAAAAGUCAGUGAUUUGCAGCUUAUCUACCCCACACCACUCAGCGGGAAGCUCAACAUACCCACAAAGCAGGAGAUUUUCCUGGUCGUCAAGAUCACCUCUGGUUGCAAGGCUGUGGCUAACUGGAUGUCCCCGGUGGACAUGGCUGGGGUGCCGUUUGUGGCCGCUUGCCCAGCAGGGAUUGUGCUCCGUGUCCCCUCCUGCUACAGAGAGACCACAGACACCUGGUUCUCCUCGGUGAAGCUUGUCAUGGAUAAACCAAGAGAGGAGGAGAUCUUGGACAUCCUUGUUUCCAAUGAGGUCAGUGCCCAGAAGUUGUCUGUGAAGAUCCAGUCACAUGAUGCCAUUGAUGGACUCAGGGUGGUGCCUCCUGGACCAUGCCGGAUGCUAGUGGAUGUGUCACAGGUGGGUUAUGAUGUUCCUUCCAAAGUUAACUCUUUGUUUUAUGUGAGGGAUGUCUGGUGUCAUGUUUUGAGGAUAGUGGUCCAAGGACCUUCUGAUGCUCUGGCCAUUCCAGUAAAACAAACAGUCCCCAGCAACAGCAUCUUAACGGGGAAAACUGCAAAUGAAAGAUGCUUCUUUCUAAUGGGUAAGCUACAGAAGAACUGAUUGUCAUUGUUUUUGGAGUGACCCCAGGGCACGGCCAGCUAUUCUUAUAUGAAAAAAAUAUUCUGUACAUAGAUGCAUACCCUAUACUGAUCGUUGUGACUUUGCAGAAUUGACGAGGGCUGUACCUCUGAACUAGGAAACAAUGCAGUCAUGAUCUUGAGUUAUUAGAGUGUUAAGCAGUGCACAGAUCCCUCAGUCCCAGGUCACUGAAGUAUCCUACCCAGACCCAGACUCAUUUACUGCUCCCCAAUGCUUACCCCAAAGUUCAGCCAGCAUAGCCAAACCAAUAUAUAUGGGUUAUUCUCAUCAUGCAACUUCUUUGCUUUAACCAGGUAUUUACUGCUGAGAUCAGCCAGGGGUCCUCUGUUUCUUACACCUGGGUGAUUGAUAACAUGGACAUGUUUGCCUACAAUGGUCAGAGCUACAGUGUCACAUUUAAGAGACCUGCUACAUAUAAGCUAAAGGUGAGAAACCAAAGCCAUUCAACAACAACAACAGCAGCAGCAGCAAUAACAGCAACCCCAUAGUAGAGCAUUGCACACGUGGGCAUUUCAAGGAAUAUAAGUAGUAUUUGUACAGCAAUUUAUAUGUGUUAUCUCAGUAUUUCAUACAACAGCCCUAUAAGGUAGUCCAGUAUAUUAGGAGAAAUUACAUGUCAGAAUGUGAAAAUUGCAUACAAAAAUGAAUAUAUGUAAUGAAACAGUGUGCACUCUUGCAUGGAUUGAUUUUUUUUUUUAAUUACAAACUGAUGUAAGCAAACUGAACCAAGACUAGAAAGAUGAGGACAUGAGGGAAACAAACAAACAAAGACUGUAACAUAACAGAGAGAGUGGCUUGCCUGCAGCUUCUCUGUGAGUUCCUUUGAGCCAGGGACUUCCUGACUCUCUUUUGUCUCUCUCUACAGAAGCAAAUGCAUAGCUGAGCUGCUAUGAGCAUUAUCAGAAGAUGCUUCAGUGACUUAUGGGAUUUGGGUGGUUUAUUUGGUUUGGGAUCAAAGGUUUCUUGGUUUUCUCCUCUUUGUUCAUAGUUGACAGCAAAGAACCCGGUGAGCUUCAAAUCUUUGGAACUGAUGCUCAUAGCUGAACCCAUGAACCCCUUGGCUCACCCUGAAUUGCUGGGACUCCCUGGAAUUGUGGAAGUCAAUGUUCCCCAGACUAUGAUAUUCAGGGUGGAAGUAGACACUGCUGUGGAUGUCAUGGUGAGGUAAGAAGCAAGGCAAGGAAGUCUGGAUAGGUGCUUUCAAGUGAUUGUCCAUCACCGAAAUCCAAGUUGCAAGGAACACACAAUCUUAGGGAAGAGCUCUUUGGGAACAGCCAAUGUAUCUACUCAAGGCCAAUUCACACCAUCGUUUUCUGCAGAAAAAACCCUCAUUUGAGCUGACUUACAAACACUUCUGCUAAAUUAAUCCCAGUUUAGCUUUUAGUAUAGAAUCGCUAACUCAUGUAAUGGCUCAGUUAGUAGCCACCAACUCAGUCUCAUCCUAUGCAUAGAUGCACAAACAGUCUGACCUGGUAUCUUCCCCUAAAUAUAUGACAAUUCGUAGUACUCCCCCCUUCCCUCUUUUCUGGCACAUUCAGUGAUGUUCAGGAGGUGUAGUAAACUGCAUCUGUGACUUUGCCUGCGCAUGAAAGCCACACUGGUUUGGUAGAAAAUGAACCACGAGGCAUAGAAGAUACCCAAGAAUCAGGCUGUUGCAGGGCAACAGUCCAAUUCAGAUCACAGUAGACCACCAUUGGGUACACUAAAAUGGGGGGGUGUUACAGGGGCCAGCAAAGCAAAUUGCUUAAAAUAAUGUAAGCAAGACAAGUCACCUAUUUCAGGGGAAGGCAGACAAACAAAAAUCAGAACAACCAGUUCAUCUGCUCUGGAGAAAGCUGCUUUCUGAUCGAACAAUAAGUCAGAGUCAGAACAUGACAGUGCCUGGGAGAAUCACUGAACUUAAAUUUUUUAAAAAGGAUACAGUGGUAUCCUCGGGUUACAUAUGCUUCAGGUUACAGACUCCGCUAACCCAGAAAUAUUACCUCGGGUUAAGAACUUUGCUUCAGGAUGAGAACAGAAAUUGUGCAGCAGCGGCGCGGCGGCAGUGGGAGGCCCCAUUAGCUAAAGUGGUGCUUCAGGUUAAGAACAGUUUCAGGUUAAGAACAGACCUCCAGAACGAAUUAAGUUCUUAAUCCGAGGUACCACUGUACUCUAAUUCAACACCCUGCUCUCUCAAGGUACCCUGGAGUUACCUGCUCUGUUGGUACCUGUAAUGUCCCCACUUUAGUGUACCCCACAAGCAAGAACUACCAUGCCAGAGAUGGCUUUUGGAAAAGGAAUAAAUAUAGCGAAAAGACAUUUGGGGUGUUGAAAUAACAAAUUGUGCAACCAGGACUAGCAAAUUGCUUGACUUCCAGACCUUUGGCAGCAAGCAUUGUAUCCAUCUUGUGGAAAACAGAAUUUUUGGCAGGGGCUAAAUGUGGUGAUAAGUAAUGUGGGAGAUGUACCAGAGGGGGUGAUGUGAUAAGGGGCACAGAAGAAACUCUGGGAAGGAAUUUAUCAUUGCCAUUGCUCAGUCCAGUCCAAUCUCAGGCAGAGAUAGGGUGAACUUUCUGGGUCUUGUUUUCAGUACUCCAGAUCAACAAAACCAACAAAAGAGUCUUGCGGCACCUUGGCGACUAACAAAUUUUCUAUGGAUUUAUGGGCCAGAAUCCAGUUCACCAGCAACAAGAAGUACAAUCCCUAAUUAACAGGGGAUAUAUGGGUUCCCCUGUGUUGUUUCACCUGUGGACGGGGGUGGAUGGGAGUGGAGAUCAAAGGGAAGCAAAUCACAAAAAGAAUGGAGAGUAAUAGUCACAUCCAAUAAAACAGUUAAAGUGGCAAUUAGGAUAGCUGUGUUGGUGAUAACAGAAACUUCCUGGCCUUGGUAAGUUAGCAAACACAUAUAGUGUGAUAAAAAUCUUGAUUCAAGUCACAGAUGAUAGAACUGAAUUCCUGAUGAAAUGUAAUUCAGAGAGUUUCAUGCUGGAGUCUCCCUUGAGAUUUCCUUUGUUCACGGACAGGCAGGUCAACAGGCAUCACUGGUAGAAAUUCUGUGCCAAAUUGUCACUUUGUGCAGACGCUUUAGGAAACACUGCCGCUCUCAUUGUGACCUCUGCUGGUUGCCCGCAGUAUAAAAAGGUAAAGGUAAAGGUAAAGGUACCCCUGCCCGUACGGGCCAGUCUUGCCAGACUCUAGGGUUGUGCGCUCAUCUCACUCUAAAGGCCAGGAGCCAGCGCUGUCCGCAGACACUUCCGGGUCACGUGGCCAGCGUGACAAGCUGCAUCUGGCGAGCCAGCGCAGCACACGGAACGCCCGCAGUAUAUCCAAUACAUUAUUUGUGAUCUGUAUUUCUGCUUGCAGGUGGAAUUUUGGCGACGGCAGCCCAGAGGCAGAGACCACCCUGGCUCCUCCUUACGAUGCUCAGCUGCCACGACCAGAUCCACAGACAGAACGAGUUCAAGUGUCAGCAAGGGUGACCCAUGCCUUUAUUCAGCCAGGUGGGAAAAUGGGUUUGAUACUAGGAGAUAACUUAGGGAGCUCAAGGAGCUUCAAGUCACGCCUUUCUCCCUGAAAUGAAGAGGGGGAGAAUAGAUGGAUAUGAAGAUAGCAGCUGAGAGAGUUAUGUGGAGAGAGGUUAAAAAUGAUGUGGGGAAAAUAGGUGCCAGAACAGGCUGACUAACCACCAGCAGGUUGAAAUCUAGGAAACCAGAAGAGAACAGGUGAGGCAAAAGCAUCAUAGGAGAUUGAGACCAAGACAGGAACACACGUAUGGGAAGGGAAGCAAAGCUAAUGAGGUGCACUGUAAAGUGAGGAAGGAGCUUUCCUGCUGUGUGGCAGCCGCGGGGAACCUGAGGCCCCUGCACCUAAAUUGGCUGUCACCUGCCAAUCACUUCAAUCUACCUCAACAGCUUUUGUGGUUUUUCUAGGGUUAGAUUUAAAAUUAUUACCACUCCUGAGUGAUACGUACUCAUUGUUAUUUCUGUAGGUGACUACACUGUUAGAGCUGAAGCCCUCAACAAGUAUGAGCAAGUUCACCAAGUGGCCAGAGUCUGUGCUGUCAUUCCCAUAACCCUGGUGACCAUACUGCCCAGUCCAGCUUCUCCAUUGGUUAAAGAGGUUACUCAGUUUGAGGCCUUGGUUUCUCCUUCCCUCUAUGGCAUAUGGUAUUCCUGGAACUUUGGCGAUGGGUCACCUGUACAGGAGGGACCAAAUUCUACUGUGCGCUAUUCCUUUGAAAAGGCUGGGAUUUAUAAUGUGACCCUAAGAGUUAAUAACAAUCUCAGUGACAUAACAUCAUGGGCAUCGGUGUCUGUCAGGGAAGGAAUUAUGGGCCUGCACAUAGUGUGCAGUGGGCCCAGUGAACUCGGUUCAGUCACAGUUGUCAAUGCCACAGUUACCUCUGGCACAGAUGUCAGGUGGUCUUUCGACAUGGGAGAUGGAUCCAUCUACAGAAAUCUGUCACACGGUGUUGUUUCUCACAUUUUUGCUGCUGAAGGAAAAUACACAGUAACAGUGACAGUUCACAGUGCUGCGGCCUAUACCGAGGCAUCCACCAUAGCCAACAUUUACAAACUGCGUAUUAGCAGCAUCCUGGCUCCUGGUUGUCUCUCCAGUGGGGAGCUGACCCGGUUCCAAGCUUUUGUGACAGGGCCAGUUAAAGGGGUUAUGUUCUGCUGGGAUUUCCAAGAUGGCCGCCCUCCCACUGUUCGUCAUGGAGACCCCACGGUCCUUCACAGCUACAUGGCGGCUGGGAAUUACCAGGUGAAUCUGACUGUCUAUGGAACAAUGAGCAGCGCUUCCCGUCAACUAGCCGUUUGUGUAGAGGACAAAAUCAGCUCAGUUAAGCUAUUGGCUCCAAUGUCUGCUGUAGCCUUAGAGGAACCACUUUCUUUCUUGGCUGAAGUAGAUCCAGGACCCGACCCUCAGCACCAGUACAGGUAUCAUUGGGAUUUUGGCAUUGGUGAAGACCCGGUGCUUUCUAAAACUCCAGAAAUCACAUUUGUGUACUUGGAGGCUGGGUUGUACAUGGUAACCGUGACUGUGUGGAACACGGUCAGCCAACAAAACGCCUCGGUAAAUAUCACAGCUCAGCAGGCCAUUAAUACCAUCUCCAUUCACCAUAGUGGUGAAACGGGUAUCUUUCUAGCUGUGGGCACUCCCUACGACUUUGUGGCUGAAGUCAGCUGGGACACUAAAGCCGCAUUUCAGUGGGACUUUGGAGAUGCCUCACCUCAUCGGGUGGGUCAAAGAGCCCCCCACACCUAUAAGAAAGCAGGAGAGUUUACCAUCGUGGUUGUGGGUGAGAAUCUGGUCAGUCACAGGACAGCAACACUCACCAUGACGGUGCUUACUCCAGUCAAGCUGUUGACUCUACAUGCUGAGCAACCAGUGAGCGAGGCUGGGCAGGAAGUCACCUUCAGAUCUUCUUUAGCUGCAGGGGAUCGUGUUCGCUAUCGCUGGGCUGUUGGUGAAACAACUGGAUUCCAAGAGGGAGCAGCCAUUUUCACUCACACUUUCCCCACUCUUGGCACCUUUGUGGUGUUUGCCGUAGCUGAGAAUGCUGUGAGCAUAGAGAAGGCAAACGUCACUGUAGAGGUCCAGGAAAGAGUCCAAGGGGUGCAAAUCCACAGUGAACAUGUAGUGCAGGACAAGUAUGUGGCCGUUGCGGAAGCCUUCUCUCUCUCCAGUGAGGUUGCUCAGGGCUCCAAUGUCACCUUCCGUUGGGCAGCUUUGAAAGGAAAGCAUCCAUUGUUUACUUCUGAAGGACAGUUGUUCUUAUUCUGCCCCAAUACAAGUGGGGAACUCCUGGUGGAGGUGAAAGCUGGGAAUGCACUGGGUGAAGCCACCACCAGCCUUACCCUGGAAGUCUUGGAGAGAGUUCAUGGUGUGAAGGUUCAAUCGGCCGCUGAUAAUGUUGCAGUAGGAAAGCCAGUGAACCUGAACAUUUCUGUGGUGUCAGGAACAGAUCUCCUUUAUCAGUGGAAGGUGCAGGAGGACGCACAGCUGCUGCUUACCACCACACCUUCCCUUUCGCACAUCUAUAACACCCUAGGCUCCAAGCUUGUCUUUGUCACAGUCUACAAUGCCCUGGGAUCCAGCAAUGGCUCCACAGAACUCAGAGUGCAGGAACCUGUUUCUGGGGCAAAUUUCAGCGUGGCAGGAAUUAUGCGACCUUUCCUCCUGAAGUCAGGCACCUCAGUAGAGCUUCUGGGCAUGGUGGAUGAAGGAUCUGACCUUGCAUGGGAAUGGCAGCUACAGCGGGAGGAAGAGGAGAAGCUGAUCCUCUCCCAUGGGCAGAACAUCUCUCACAGAUUUGAGCAGUUCGGAGACUAUGGAGUGUUUCUGCGGGUCUGGAAUGACAUUAGCGAGAGUACAGCUCUGGGUGCCAUCUCUGUUCAAGACCCUGUGGCUGGACUGGCUGUGACAGUGGACAAGAGGACAGUGUGCACAGAUGACGAGGUUACUUUUACACUGCGUGUGUUGAAGGGCUCGCGAGUGACCUUUGCCCUCUACUUCUCCUCGCUGGGGAUUCAUGUGGAUAACCCUGCGGGGAACUUCCACUUUCCUUUUCCAGUGAAAGGUGACCACCAGGUGCUGGCAUCUGCUUACAACAACGUUAGUAAUCAGACAGAUACUGUCAUGGUGAAGGUCUUGGAGAAGGUGAAGGGGCUGCACCUCUUAGAUGAUUGUCCACCCAUUCUGGAAGCCAACAAAGAACUUACACUCCGAGCAGCCGUGCAAGCUGGAGAGAACAUGGCUUUCUCCUGGGCAUUUCGGCUCCCUGGGCUGCCCGACUAUAAUGUCACAGGCCAGCAGGUGACGUAUACCCCCUCUGGCAAAGACAAUUUAACCAUUCUGAUUGAGGCCACCAAUGCUUUCUGUGCAGACACUCUCCUGGUGGUAAGAAUGUUAGAGGUGCCAGUAGUGACUGUUAACCUGUCCAGCAAUGGCUCCAGGACAUUUGUCAAUCAAACCGUGACAUUUGAUGUAAUGGCGGUUGGUGGCAGCAACCUUCACAUGGAGUGGAAUUUUGGGGACUCGCCCGAAACCUUCGCCAGUGAAGGAGAUCAGAGAGUAUUUCACAAAUAUCGCCAAGCUGGUGAUUUCUUGGUAGAAGUGAGAGUCUACAACAACGUCAGUUUUGUCUUGGCCCAGUCAAAAGUAACCGUGGAGCAGCUGCUCUGUGAAAGCCCUACUCUGAAGCUGGUUGAGCCUCUCUCUGUGAUCUCCAAAUCUUACACCACCUACUUUGAGGCUGAUGUCGACUUGAAACAAUGCACAGCCUACCGGGCGUUGUAUCGGUGGGAGAUAUUCCGCAGCUGCAGCUGUGAUGCUUCGUCCAAGACCAAUGCAGUCUCAUUACCGCAUGUAGAUGUGCUAACCCCUCGUCUUGUGCUCCCCAAGUUCUCUCUGGACGUUGGUCCUCACUGUCUGCUUUUCACUAUCUCUCUGGAGAACACACCCUUGGCCCAGAUGGCUUGCAGUGACUUGACAGUGCUUUCCAGCAAGCUAGUUCCAGUCAUCCAAGGAGGAUCCUGGAGGAGAGGGACAGUCAAAAUGGAUCUGGUUCUAGAUGGAAGCAAGUCAUAUGACCCUGAUGUGGAGAAGGGUGGAAACUCCUCUCUGGCGUACCACUGGGACUGUCAACUGGAGGUAAGAAGAGGACCUAGAAUGGCAGCAAGAAGACACAUUGUUUAGACCAGGGUUUCCCAAACUAGGGUCUCCAGCUCUUUUUGAACUACACCAUCCCUGACCCUGCUAGCUAGGGAUGAUGUGAGUUGUAGUCCAAAAAGUUUGGGAAAUCCUGGUCUGAUUAACUAAUGAGAAGCAUAACCUGAAAAGGUGGGUUUUCCUUUAUAUGAAGGCUUUAAUGCAGGGGUGGUGAAACAGGAUCCUGCUGGAGGGCCAAAUCCAGAAGUGACCGGUUCCCCAGAGGCCACUUUGUCAGGUGGGAGGAGUUACCCACCUGUCAAUCACCUACCAUCACACAUUGCUUGGUGAUUCAAACUUUGCAGCCAUGGCUUAAAUUCAACACUUUGUGAAUUUGGUGCUUCUCUAUGUCAAAUUCAGAAGGCACCAAAUUUCCAGCAGCUGGAAAUGAAGAAACAACAGUGCACUUUGAGUAUGCUCCCAGUUCAUUUUGCAUUUGGAGCUAUGGCUUUACCUGCCUAGCACCUGUUUUAUUUCCUUUGCUUUCCUGCCCUUUAAAAGCUGUUAUACCAGGAGAGCAUUCCCCUUGUCCAUUCUCACUUCUUUUGUAUGAGAGAGAAGACUGAGCCUCACUUUACAGGGGCCUGUUGUGUUGUCCUAACUUUUUGGGAGGGUAGGAAGAGGACCAUGGCACUGGGGCAGAGAACCUGGGAAGAAGAGCCUCCAGGUGCUUCAGAACAUAAGGCCAGGCUCAGCUCUCACAAAUUUCUACUUUAAUUGUAUGCCAGCUUUCAAAAGUCUGUUUCUUCAUAAGAUUUCACCUUACACUCCCCCUCCCCACCCCUGCAGCCUCAAUUUCAGCAUCAGAGCAGAAAUUAGUUAAUGCAAAAGGCUCUUAACUGAACUUCUCUCUGCCACAGGCACUUAAUGUGUCCACAACUUUAUGUGGCUUCCCUGCUAUGGCAGGCAUGGACAGAGUGAUUGUCCCACACUCCGUGCUGAAUCCAGGAGCAACUUACCACUUCAACCUUACUGUGAGGAAGCCUGGUAAAGAUCCGGCUUGGGUGACACAGACGGUGAGCUUGGCUUUACAGUAGUACCUCGGGUUACAGAUGCUUCAAGUUACAGACUUCGCUAACCCAGAAAUAGUACCUUGGGUUAAAAACUUUGCUUCAGGAUAAGAACAGAAAUCGUAUGGCGGUGGUGCAGCAGCAGCAGGAGGCCCCAUUAGCUAAAGUGGUACCUCAGGUUAAGAACAGUUUCAGGUUAAGAACAGACCUCCAAAACAAAUUAAGUUCUUAACCCAAGGUACCACUGUAUUACAUUCUCUAGUCUCAUGUGGCCACUCUGACUUCCCCCCAUAUAAAUUGACAGAAACAGACGGACACAGACAGACGGACACAGUGAACAUGUAGUGCAGGACAAGUAUGUGGCAGUCACUGGUGGUUGCUUAUAGGGAGUCUUUUUGAAGAGUUGGCUGAGGGGAAAAUGCUCUUAAAAGUGAAACAUUUUACCCUCUGCAUAAAAGUGUCUUGUAGUCAAAACACUUCCUCUAGAAAGAAAGAAAGAAAGAAAGAAAGAAAGAAAGAAAGAAAGAAAGAGUUCUGCUUAAAAACAGAGCUUUUUCUUUCUUUCCACAGAACACAGUCUGAAUGCAAGCCGCUCCAUCCAGCCCCCUCAGCUGCACAAGGGAGUUCCUGAAGGGAAGUGAUUCCUCCCUGCUGACUUGGACAGUUAGUUCCUGUCUUCUUGUAUCAAAGACAUAGAUCAAAGACUGCCAUGCUGAAUGACCUCUUCUUUUCUCUUUGACAAAGAAACACAAUGUACGUAGGGAUGCCAAAUGGCAAGGAAAGUACCGAGCCCUGGAAUAACGCUCAAAUGCACAUAUUCUUGCUAUGAAGCUGGCAAGCCCAGUCAAGACCAAAUGUUAGGAUUUAGCACUCAGGGACAAGUGCAGUAUGGGCAAACCCCCUAGACACACUACUGGCUUUUGUCCACACUCUGACGGACCCUUCACCACAGUUCUGUUACGUUGCCUGGGAGAGGUCCAUUGCUGGACAUCUUGCUCCUCUUCUGUAGGGUCGCGUUUCUCCAUUUGUACCAACUAGCCCGCUGUGUCUUGAUUUGGGGCUGACUUUAAUAUUGACUCGGGUGUCCUCUGGCAGGUUUCGAUCACAUCUAGCCAGAUCCUGCCUGUGACCCUGGAGUGCCGUUCCUGCAGUGCUUUGUCAAGCUAUGAGGUCAGCAGCAGCAUCCAUGUCACGCUGUCUGGACGGUGCGAAAGCUGCGACAAUGGAACGCUGGUGAGAUGCUCUCUUCUGAUUCCAGGGCCAUAGAGCAGCAGGGGUUUAGUUGCGCUUAAAAAGAGGCGCCAUUCUGAUGUAUCAUGAUCUGUGCUGUCUGGCCCUUGCAGUAUAGCUGGAGAGCUCGGAGUUCUGAUGGCCAGCCUUUGACCUUGGACAAUGUGACCACUUCCACUGGGGACUCCAACCGGGACCUGGUGAUCAGGCAGGGGGUCCUGCAGGAUGGAGUGAACUACACUUUCACCGUUUUGGUCACUCAGCCUAGAGGACAGCUCUGGGGAGAAGCCAGCAUCACCCUCACCCCAAACCACCCACCCAGGGGAGGGUUCUGCAUUCUGAGACCAGAAAACAAUAUCUACAUCUUGGAGACACCAGUUAGAUUUGAGUGCAUGGGUAAGUAACGCAACAAGAUUUCCCCAGUGGGGAUCUCAGUGCCGUUAAAGAACUGGAACAGCUGCAUCUCAAGGAGCUGUCCUUUGGAAGCUGUUUGAGCUCCACUUUUGUGGAAGCUGCAGGCAGGGAGGGCAGUCUUGUCAUUUAGGCUCCAUAAGUACCUGGGUCAUGUGUAAUUUUGCCCGCCAGACCACUAGACAGUAACUUAUGUGUGUGAGUAUAGACAUAGACUAGCAUUGCAUGGAAUUCAUUCAUGGCUCAGGCAUAUACAGCUGUGUUGGAGCCUGAUUGAUUCAUAUUCUCAUGUGACCAAGCUGAAGUGAUGUAUACCUUUACACCUCCUUCGUCUGAUAUUCUUCUGCAUCUCCUGCUCUGACUCUUUCAGGUUGGAUGGAUGAGGACAGCAGCCCAACGCAGCAGCAGCAGCAGCUGAUCUACACCCUGACUGCCGAAAUGUGCUCCCCUCACAGCAGCCAUUGUUGGCACUCCUGCCUGUAUCGAGGGGUCAAGUCUGCCUUCAGCAUCUUCCUGCCCGCAGGCUCUCUUGGCAACCAAUCCAGUGUCAACAUCCUAGUUGAGCUGGAGGAUUCACGGGGAGCAAAAACCUUGGCAUUGAACCAGUAAAUGUGGGACCUCUUUGGGAUGGGCCAGGCAGGAGAUCUCUGUGCCUUGUUCUUCCAGAGACUCAGGAAGAGAAAAAAAGAGCAGGCAGGAGAAGACAGCAUGCUGUGCUGUGCUGUGCUGUGCUGCACUGUGCUGCUGUCCUAACAGUGGAAUCACUGCCACUUGCCAGGACAGUAUGGGGGGAGGGUGGCAAGGCCUGGGCUGCGUUGAUGCACAAGCAGAGCCAAUCUGGCACUCCCUCCAGCGCACCCACACAGCCCUAACCUUGCUAGCAUCCGCCCCCUGUACUGUUCUAGGAAAUGGCAGUGAUGCUGCUGUCAAGAGGGAGGCAGCACAGCACUGCCACUGGCAGACAGAGUUGCUUUUGCAAGACUUAUUUCUACCUGGAGAGAGAUUAAAGCUGCAGUCAUUGUGUUACUUCCUUGAGGACAGUUCUGUUCCCGAUUAUGAGGUUACUAUGGCAUUCAGCACUUGAGGAUGGUAGCAAAACCUUUCUAAGUGUGGCUUGCACGGGCAGGGAGGAGGGAGGGAUGCUUGCAAAGUGUGUUUGCACUCACAAAGUGUAUUUGCAAAGUGUGUCCGCUCUCCCUGAGAGCCAGUGUGGUCUAGUGGUUAAGAGUGGUAGACUCGUAAUCUGGGGAACUGGGUUCACGUCUCCGCUCCUCCACAUGCAGCUGCUGGGUGACCUUGGGCCAGUCACACUUCUCUGAAGUCUCUCAGCCUCACUCACCUCACAGAGUGUUUGUUGUGGGGGAGGAAGGGAAAGGAGAAUGUUAGCCACUUUGAGACUCCUUCGGGUAGUGAUAAAGCGGGAUGUCAAAUCCAAACUCUUUUUCUUCUUCUCUCCCUUUCAGAACCCUGACUCUCACCAUGCCUGAACUCCCUUCAGGAUUCAACACCGUAACCAGCUGGUUGAAGAAGAAGAGCCAGUUGGAGCUGUGGGGUGUGGUCCAGCAAGGAAACCCACAGGAGGUGAUUCCGUACUCCUUGGCUCUCAUAAGCCUGCUGAAUCACGUAAGCACUUGCUUGGGGGGGGGGGGGGGAGAACGCUUUACAUCUGCGUACAGGUUAACAAUGCUUGCACACCCAGGAACUUGAGAUUCUCAAGGUCACGGUCCCAUCCACAGCUAGGAUCUGUUGUGCAGAAUUAGGAAAAAGGGUAUUCUCCACCGUGACACCCCAGUUGUGGCAUUCCCUCCGUUUGCACUUGCCCAUUUCUUUGUUAACACUUAGGUGCCAGCCGAAGACACACUCACCCUAGCUUGGGGGUGGUGGUCGAUGGAGUGAACUUGGCGCCUGACAGUGAAUGAGGUUGUGAUAUGGAAAUUGGCUGGUGUGUUGUUUUUUGUAUCUUCACUGUCGAUUGAAUUAUUCAAGUUUUGUCAGGCCAUGUUCUACUUUGCCCUGAUAUCCUUUGGGGAGGAAAGGUGAUACACAAAUAUAAUUAAUAAUAAAAAGCACUUUAAAAAAUACGUAUCAUCUCCAUUUGGGCAGGUUUUCUUUUUCUUUUUGGCAGUAUUCUGUUCCAGCAGAGGUGAUUUGGCCACAUGUGUUUUUUUUCCAGGACUUUGGAAGAGGGUAUAGCAUGAAGGAGCUGAGGGACCGCAUCUCCAUCCGCAGCAAUGUCACAGCAGCUCUGGCCUCCCUGAAUAUCUCCAGUGUGAAGGAUGUUGCUCAGCUUAGCGCUGCACUGAGGGCUUGUGUGGUAGGAUUCCUCCAGUAGAUGUUUUGUCAUUGCUCUGUUGGAGUCAGAGAAGGUGUUGUGAUGAUGGCCCACAAUAUUUGGGACCCUGCGGCAGAAAAUCCAAAUGGCAGUAAAUAUAACAAUAAGCUGACUAGCUAUUUGCUGUCCUUUCAUAGUAAUCCCCUCCCCAAGAAAUCUGUGCUAGAGCUAGUGAUAUAAAAGGAUCUGUUGGUUUUCCAAUCUUAAAUUCAGGUUUUUCACAUUCUGCAGCAUUUUGGGAUAUAUCCCCAAAUCCUGCAGAAAGUGAUGUGUGAUAAUUCCCUUGUAUCUUAGGGUCUCAGCCACACUUCUGCUUGCCCCAUACCUAGAAAGCAUGAGGCCGAGUGGUUUUCCACUUGACCCACUCAUUUCCCAGGAAAACCCCAAUCUUUAGCUCUAAAUUAGAACAUAGAGUCAUAGAAUUGUAGAGUUGGAAGGGACCACCAGACUCUCCUAGUCCCUGGAAUCUUUUGCCCAAUGUGGGGCCCAAACCUACAACCUUGAGAGUCUUAUGCUUUACUGACUGAGCUAUCCCAGCUGACAAUUGCUGUUUGCUCCAGCUGAGUGCUAAAGAGCGGAUUUCUCCAGAAAGGCAAGAGGCAGUCCGGAUUAGCCCUUAGUGUUAAUUUCUCCCAAUAAACACAUUUAUAUAUGUAGUUUUGACUGUGCACAUUUUUGCAAGAUGCAUUCCCUAAUUUAAUGCAGUUUCGUAUGUUGUUUUCAGAGACAUAUUCAGGUUUAUGUACGCUUUCCCCAUAGAUAUCCAUUUUUGUAAACACUCUUUGGAGAAGUGCAUCACAAAAUUUGGAUAACUCUGAAUUUAGGAUAUUUGUGUUUCAGUUUGCAUAUUGUUCUAGAAAGUGUGGAUUUGAUGGAUUCAGCUUUAAAUGCUGAAUUUCUCCUCCCUCCCUCGCUAGCUAAAGCUGAGCUGAUAGUUUUAACAUGUCAUUGUCCAUCUCAGGAGCUUUCUCUUUUUCCUUAAGCAGAAGAGAAAAAAUUAUCACUCAGAGUAAGAGCAACCAUCUGCCUCCCGCAGCAUCUUAUCUUUCUUGGUUGUCACGAGUGCUGCCAUUCUGCUCACGCAGCAGACUUCUGCUUGUGCAAUGCAACUUCUCCCCUCUUCUCCUCUCACUUGCACACCUGCACACAUUGACACGCACUCAGCUGGGGGACCAGAGCAGAUUUCGUGAGCAGAGAAAGAGAGGAAGGGGAAGUCCCAUGGGAUACAACCCCGUUUGUAAGAUUCCUAGAGUCUUAUUGAUCUAUUUAUUUUAGUAUGCAACAAACAGACAAAUCAUUCUGAGUGAUGGAAGGAAACUAAUGGGGUCUGGGGGAGCGGGAGGCUCACUUGAUGUGUCCUUUCAAAGAGAGCAAUUGUGUGUUUGGGCAAGCAGUGAAUAAGUCCUCUUUCCCCCCUGCAACACCAGGCAUUCCCAGAAGAGCUCAGCCUUGGAUCUCGUACCCAGAUGCUGGAAGCUGCCAAGAGAAUGAUCCAAGUUAUCCACAGCGAGACAAAAGAAGGUCACGAAACCCCUGCCUCCGCUGGCAACAGCAUCUUGGCAAUCCUGGGUAGGCAACAAAGGGCAGACGACUGCCAUAACUACAGGGGCAGCACUUGGGCUGUUCAGGAGCUGUGAUUCAAUCUCUGUCUCCACUCCUGCCCCUGGUCCUCCCCUUUCUAGCCCCUGCAGCCAACAGAAGCAAAACAACUUACUGGCUUCCUUUAUUUAGAUUUUUAAAAUGGCACCACAAACCUAAAGGACUAGGGUGGGUUUUGUAGGUUAAAAAACUUCAGGCCAAGCUACAUUAUACCCAUGGCCUGUCUUCCCCUCUACUCAUCAAAUUGUUCAUAACAGUGCAGAAAGAAAAAAAAUGGACAGAACUUCCUCCUGGCAUAGCUUCUUUCCAAGAAUAUUCCCAAAUUAUAUUCCUGUUGCGUAUAAACAACCUAUUCUCCUACCAACUCUUAAUAAGAAAUUUCUCCCAUGGCUUCCUUUAAUCCUUUGCCUUUGUUCUCAUGCUGCCCCUUAAAGAAAGGAUAAGAAUCUAUUUUCCUUAUCAAUGCCAAGGGCUGACUCCGAAAAGUCAAAUACCUAAGUCGUAUCAUUACAUUACAUAGCAACAGUGAACAAUGGCUAUGACAUCCAUGCUAAGCAAAGGUCUCUUUCAGACCAUAUGCACAUGGAUUUCUAGGAGCUACUUAAAAAAUUCUGGCCUUUUUUGUUUUCCUUAUUUUUUAUUAUUUUUUAUGUGCAGUUGGUAUGAAGGAAAAGCUACCUUUCCUGGCAGACUUGUCAGAGAAGACUGUUAUGUACUGAGCUGAAUAGGAUCCAAAAUGCAGCAGUCUGAUUGGUCCUAGAACAAUAGGAUUCAGAGUGCAGCAGUCUGAUUGGUCCACAGGAGCCACCCAAUCCAGCUCCAGGUGGAAGUGAAUCCGCAACCUGAUUGGCCUACAGGAGAAUCCUGGAAUUAGCCAAUCACAUGGGGCCCACUGUGUAAAUAAUGUAUAUAAAGCAGACAUUCUGGGGGAACUUCCAUUCUUCCUCACCACUAUGAGCUGAAUAAAGAGCAUGAAAUCCACUCUCGACUCCAAGUAUAUUUCAAGACACAAUGAAAACCUACUGUGAGUGGGCCCGUCUCUCAGGUCAUUAAGCAAACAUAAUCGCUUGAAGAGAGAUUGUGAAAACAGGUAUGGGAGUGAGUGGCUAUAAAGGACUGUGUCUCCUGAUAUGUUAUCAUGUUGCUCCUAGGGAUAAUGUUAACUACCGAAGACACGAGACUGCACAUGGUGGCGAACAACCGCCUGUCGAAGGAACCAACCCUCAGGAAUUGGGUCUCCUCGGCUUUCAAUCUCACUCGUGCUCUGAUGAGGUCCUUGAUGAAGUCCCGAGUGCUGAAUGAGGAGACUCUGUCACUCUCCGUCUCCGAUAUCCAUGUUCAGGGGAAAAGGGCGGAUGCCAGCAAUUUGCUGUGCACGACCCCCUCGACGGAGUGCCUCUUCUCUGUGCCCACGACGCUUGCCAAACAGCUGGCAGAAAGCCAAGAGGUGGUGCAGGUCACCAUGGACCUUGCCAUCAACCCCUUCCCUUUCAACUACUACACCAACUCUGCCAUUUCCACCCACCUUGCGCUUCUGGAGUUCACCACUCCAGCAGGAGCGCCGAUCUCGGUUGCCAACCUGCCUAAGGAGAGAGCCAUCAGCCUUCGGUUACCUGCUGGACAGCAGAAGCUGCAAGACUUGCCCCAAACACUAUUGGUCAUCCUACCAGGAGACUCUGUUAACUUCACUGUGAAAGUUGCAUCAGGCAGCAACAUGACAGGGACACAUGUCCAUGUCAGUUUCACAGUGAUGGAGGGUAAGUGUGGCAGGGAAAAGUGGGAGGGGAAUAGUGGAGAAUGCUCAGGUAAUGAGACUCAGGAGUUUCUUUAAGUUUCCUUAUACUCCAUUGGUGAGCGGCAAUGUGGCACUUCCUCUUCCAAACCUGUUUUAUCUCUCCUUUCAUACUUAAUUUUCUCUAGCUCGUGCAAGUGGACUGAAACGAUCCUAUCCUUUCUUCCCAGGCUUUGGUUUCAGCCAGGAGAAGGUUCCUUCCCUUUAUCUUUAUGGACAUAAUGCUCCAUGUCCCAAUGAGUUCCACUACACCUUGAAGGAGGAAAUUGCCUUUUCUAAUGGCCUGGAGGAAAACCGCAGCAGGGACGUCACCCUCUUAAUUUCUCCUCUGUAAGUGUUGUUUGCCUAUCCAGACACCCCUUUUCUCUCUCAAAUUCUCUAAUAAUAAUAAUAAUAAUAAUAAUAAAUUUUUAUUUAUACCCCACCCUUCCUGGUUCAAAAACCAGGCUCAGGGCGGCUAACAACAAAUUAAAAACACUUUAAAACACUUAAUUAUAAAAGCAGCAUAAAAUACAGUAUAAAAACAUGAAUAACAAUAAAAAUCAAUUAAAUAAUCCCCAGGGCUAGCUGGCUGAAUUGGUCCUACUUGGGCCAGCAAGGAGGUCAGGGGAAAAUUAGCUGUGGGGUCUCAGAGCGGGUGAUCUUCAUAAAAGGGGAGGGGGAGGGAAGAAAAGGGAAAUAAAAGAUCAGGCUGAAUUCAAAUUAAAGGCCAGGCAGAAUAGCUCUGUCUUACAGGCCCGACAGAAGGAGAUUAAAUCCUGAAUGGCCCUAGUCUCAUAGGACAGAGCAUUCCACCAGGUCGGAGCCAUCACUGAAAAGGCCCUGCCCCUGGUGGUGGAUAGUGUGACUUCCUUAGGGCCCGGGACCUCUAAACUAUGGUUAUCCAUGGACCUUAAGGUCCUCUGCAGGGCAUACAAGGAGAGGCGGUCCCGUAGAUACGAGGGCCCUAAGCCACAAAGGGCUUUAAAGGUCAAGACCUAGCAUGUCUGACCUAGAGGCUGUUCCCAUUCCCAAUUCCUUGAGCUGCUGUUACUGUUGAGCCCUCGAGCCAAAGUGGGGAGUGCCUGGUCUACAUUAGUAAAUGCCUGCCCAUCACUAGCCGCUCGUAAUAUGCAGUGGCAUAGCGUGGGUUGUCAGCACCCAGGGCAAGGCAAGUAAUUUGCGCCCCCUAACCCGUGGAUUUGCGCCCCCUAACCCGUGGAUUUGCGCCCCCUAACCCCCAGAUGUUGCGCCCGGUGCGGCCGGCCCCCCCUGCACCCCCCACGCUACGCCACUGGUAAUAUGUCUCCAGUGCAGAUAGAUGCUCGCUGAGCAUAGAAUGGCAGAUGACACUGGUUGUAAGGGUCAGAUCACUUCUGAGCAGUGCUGGAUUUAUGUAUAAGCUAAACAAGCUAUAGCUUAGGGCCCCAGUCUCUUGGGGGCCCCUAAAAAAUUCACUAUUAAUAUACUUCUUCUGAAUUAAUAAUAAUAAUAAUAAAUUUUAUUUGUAUCCCGCCCUCCCCUGCCGGAGCUGGGUUCAGAGCGGCUAACAUCAUAUAAAACACAAUAUACAUAAAAACAAACAAUCGAUUAAAAUGCAUCCCAAAAUUAAUUCAAAUAAAUUAAAAUUAGACUGUAUAAAUGGCCAUCCUCAGGUUAAAAUUGAAAGCUGUUAAUACUUGCCAGGACCGACUAUUUCCACUGAUAUUAUAAGGACCUGUGAGCGGGCUGGGAAACCUCCUUCGUACUUGUUCAUACAAAGAGAAAAUGAGUCAGACUGAACCCUGGCCAAAGGCCUGGCGGAACAGUUGUGUCUUGCAGGCCCUGCAAAAAGAUGUCAAAUCUCCUUGCGGCCCUGGUCUCUUGUGAGAGAGCAUUCCACCAGGUUGGGGCCAUGACCGAAAAGGCCCUGGCUCUGGUUGAGGUCAGUCUAAUCUCCCUGGGGCUUGGAAUCUUCAGGGUGUUGUUAUUUGUAGACCGUAAGGUCCUCCAUGGGGAAUACCAGGAGAGGCGGUCCCAUAGGUACGAGGGUCCUAGGCUGUUUAGGGCUUUAAAGGUUAAAAGCAGCACCUUAAACCUGAUCCUGUAAUUGUAUUUCAGUUCAACAAUUGCUUUGAUAAAAUACAUAUUUUGUUAUGUGCAAAUGGCUUUAGAUACCUAUUAGGUCCAUAAAUUACCCUAUAGCAUAUAUUCAACACAAAAAACAGUGACAAUUUGUUGUUGACAAAGGACAGCUGGACAUAUAAAGGACCCCAUUACCUUCAGUAGGUUAGGGCCUCAUCAAACCUAAAUCCGGUCCUGCUUCUGAGCAGAUACUUGUCUCAUAUCGAUCAUUCAAAGGACAUGAAAGCAUGUUCUCCUUGGGGCAGUGCUCCUUGGCCCAUCGGAUCAAAGCUGCAGAGAUUAUUUACAUUCCCUGUAGUGUUAGUUAAUCCAGAGGUAGCUACAGAUGCUUCACUGUUAUGCACUUGUGCUAAUUUUGUGGCUGUCGACCUCUUCCAUCCAGUCACCAUCUCAAUGCGACUCAUCAGGAAUACUACAUCAACAUCACCAGUCACUUCUGGCAUUCCCCCGUCCGCGCCAGCGUCUCUGUUUUUGCCAGCCUUUGCCAGUACUUCCAUUUUCCCAGCAUGCAGUGGAGUGCAGAUGGAGUGACCCCAACAGCUGCCACCAGCCCCAAGGAGAUUGUCUGCCUGACGGAGCAUCUCACUGUCUUUGGGGGUAGCCUCUUUGUGCCUCUUCACAGUGUUGUCUUCUUGCCACCGGUAAGAACUUCCUUUUCAGUUAGACAUGCAGAGGGAAGAUGAGUGGGCAAGGCUCCCAUCAGUCGGUGGGCAACAUCUUGUUAACAUUGAUCUCCUUGAGAUAUGCAUGGCCCUAAUGGGGAGGAUAUUCCAAGCCUGCGCUACUUGGGAUCCUCCUCACAGAAUAUCAGGCUCCAGCCAUGUAUAGAAAGACCCACCAAAUGCUGUUUUGGCAGUCCCAGGCAAGCAAGCCCAAAUGCCCAGGAUUUUAUAUAUUCUUUACUCGUGGUACUACCUGUGGUGCUACUACCUGUGGUACCCGUGAGCUACCACCUGUGGCUGGUAUGAGUUGUGUGCGCAUCACAAGCUGUUUAAUCAGUUUUCCCAAAACACAACAAACUUCAGGUGUCAAGCAUGAAGUGACGUAACAUCCAUUAGGAUGACCAAUGAAGCACACUAAUCCAAAGGAAGAAUUAAAUAAAACACCUGCAGGAUACAUUUAAUAAUAAUAAUAAUAAUAAUAAUAAUAAUAAUAAUUGUGGAGCUUGGAAGAUCAAACAUAUGUGCAGCCUAUUAGAGUAGCAGAAAACAAACAGUUACGUUGCAGAUUUUGUGGCCUGAUAUAUUGUAAUGCAUGGUCCACAAUGACUUGGAAACAGAAAGCCUUGUCUCCUUUAGAGUACGGGUAAGAAGCAUCAUCUGCUUGGCUUUAAUGUGAGAUCAGCAAAGCAAGGGAUGGCUUGGGGGGGGGGCAGGAUGGUGCAGUGCAUUUCACUCCUGUUGAAUUGCGUGGUGUGUAAACCAUGUAGAGAUUUGUUUAAAUGUGAGUGGUAUAUUAAGUGCCCAAAUAUAUAAAUAAAGGUCUAUGCAGAACUGGCUAAACUGACAUACAAACUUCGAGAUAAGGACAACUGUGACUUCAAAGAAGAAUGAAACUAUCUAAAAAGACAACAAAAUGAACUGGACUCCUUGGCAGGUUUUGAAUAAACCUACACAAAUUUAUUGAUGGUUAAUAUGGUAGAUAGAUAAUAUAAGGAUUUAUACAAUAUUACAGUAUGCAGAGAACAAUAUGUGUUGAGAAAUCAGAGAGAGGAACUGAGAGAAGUCUUGGGAGGGAGGGAGGGUUCGUUGGGGAGGUGGGGGGAAGGGAAAAAAUAAUGAAUAUGAUAUGUUUUGAUAUGUUGAAAUUGUGUGUGUGUGUAUAGCAGAGAACCACAGUUUCUCCACUGGUUGGUUAACCUGGAGCCUUCCCCUCCUCCCCCGCUAUGCACGCCAAUCCCAGUCUGCUUAAUUUUUUUCAGAGGAAGCAUUCCUGGCAGAGUCCCUUGGCACUGAUCACUUGCACCGUCCUUUUCUCCAUUUACCUGGGGAUAGCAUUGAUAUCCCACAAGCUGGACGACAUUGACAUCACUCGGGUAGGGAUCAUCCCUCGGUGUGGUCAGCCUGGACGGUACAAGUACUGGCUGAUAGUGAAGACCGGCUGGAAAAGAGGCUCAGGUAGGGAUGGGAAGAGACAGGGUAUUGUUCUGACAGCCCGUUUCACCAUUGAACAUGCUUCCGUACUCGCCCUUUCCCCUGGUAUUUGCACCUUCCACUCACUCCUGAGAAAUUUGUUUGUCUUUAAGGUGCUACGAGACCCUUUGUUGUAAAGAGCUAAUGAUUCACAGGAGUUUAAUUUAACAUUACCUUCCGCUAUGCUGCACAUCUUUUGAAGGUACCACAGCCCAUAUAGGGAUCCGAUUAUAUGGGCUGAACAAAAGCGGCUCUCGCCACCUGGACAAGGGCUGGGCCUUCCAGAGAAACAGCCAGGAUAUUUUCCAAAUAGAAACGGAUGCAAACCUAGGAGAGAUUUGGAAGAUCCAUGUCUGGCAUGAUAACACGGGUAUGACUUGACAAUCAAUGCUCUUUUUGUGCUUUUAAAUUUUUAAAAUACAUUUAUGUUCUACCUUUCCUCGUAGGAGUUCAGGGGCAAUGUGCAUGAUUCCCCUGCCUCCCAUUUCACCCUUAGGUUAAGAGAUACUGGAUAGGUCUCCCCAGUUCUCGUCCAACACUCUAACCCAGGGGUCAGCAAUCUUUUUCAGCAGGGCCGGACUAUAUUUUGGAAAAAAAAUGAACUAAUUCCUAUGCCCCACAAAUAACCUAGAGGUGCAUUUUAAAUAAAAGCACACAUUCUACUCAUGUAAAAACACCAGGCAGGCCCCACAAAUAACCCAGAGAUGCAUUAUAAAUAAAAGAAUACAGUCAUACCUCAUGUUACAUUUGCUUCAGGUUGCACGUUUUCAGGUUGUAUUCCGCGGCGACCCGCAAGUACCGGAAACUGUUACUUCCGGGUUUCACCGCUUGCGUAUGCACAGAUGCGCAAAAAUGACAUGCGCUUGCGCAGACGCGGGUUGUGUUCUUUUCAAGUUGUGAACGGGCCUCAGGGAUGGAUCCCGUUUGCAGCCAGAGGUACCACUGUACAUUCUACUCAUGUAAAAACAUGCUGAUUCCCGGACCGUCUGCGGGCCAGAUUUAGAAGGUGUUUGGGCCAGAUCCAGCCCCCAGGCCUUAGUUUGCCUACCCAUGAUCUAACCACUACAUUACACUGCAGAGCAAAAAGCAAGGUGCCCACAGUCCAGAAAGCCCAGUCUUGGAAUUUGCUAUGGACAGCAGAAUUUCUAGGUAGCCAGGUACCUUUGAGUGUUCACAAGCAGGUUGUGAUGGUGUUGGCUUUCCCUGGUUGUCCCUGAGUCUGGCAUUCUGCUUCAUGUAACGAUUCAGCAUAAGACUGCAUGCACACCAUAAAUUUAAAGCACAUGACUUCCCCCAAAGAAUCCUGGGAAUUUUGUUUGUUAAAAGUGCUGGGAAUUGUAGCUCCUUGAGGAAUAAACUCACAGGAUUCUAUGGAGGAAGUCAUGUGCUUUAAAUGAAUGGUGUCUGUGCAGCCUGAUAGCCUUUAAUAGAUCUUCCUUCCAUGAAUUUGCUAAGUUUAUUUCCAUCAUCAAAUGUUGUAAAUUGAUUACACUAUAACCCAGUGGUUCUCAAAGGGAGAAGACCACAAAUGUGGCAGGAAGAUUCAAGGACAAUCAAAGAAACAUUUAAACAUUUCUGUAUAGUGUAGUAUCAAAUAUUUUUAUUUAUUUAUUUGCAGAAUAUGGAUAGAUAUCUUCAAAAUGAGAGCAAGAGCGUCAAGUGAUACUGAGGAUACUAGCUGUGUUUUGAAAUGUAUUUCUUAUCAAUAAAAAAUUCAGUGUGGCACAAGCAAAUUUUUAUUAAAGUGUGACCCAGAGAAAUAAGUCUGAGAACCACUGUGCUAAGCCAAGCUGUGUGAACAUAAAGGAUCCCAGAGAGGAGCUCACAAUUGCUGUGCUCUUCCCUGUUCCCUUCAGCUGCUGCGCUGUGCUAUGCCAAAGUUUGGCUUAGUGUGGUUUCUGAACCAGGACUCGGGAUUAAGUUCUUUCCUCCUUAACUGCAAACUAAAUCCAAAAAAAAACAAUCAAAAGGGACCAGGCAGGAGCAAAGUUUCUGGGAGCCCAUCUCUGGGCACCCACCCAUUUGAGUGGUCCGGUGCCCCCUGUUGCCACAGUCCUGAACAGUUGUCAUUCAACUAGUUGUUUGGGGGAUGUUGGCUUCACCAUCUUUCUUUAUGACCAGGUCUGGACCCCUCUUGGUACCUGCAGCACGUUAUUGUAUGGGACAAGCAGACAGACAAUAUGUACUUCUUCCUAGUGGAGGACUGGCUGUCUGUGGAAAAUGAAAAGAAUGAGGGAAUGGUGGAAAAAGAGGUCCUUGCAGCAUGUGAGUUGAUAGCCUGUGGGAAUAGUGUCCUGACCACUGCAGUUUUCAUAGGUAUUGGUAACCACGGGACUAGAAAAUUGGCUGGGUAGUUGAAACCAGUAUGGGAUAUCAAGUCUCUGGUAUCCUACAUUAGUCUACCCUUCUUGGCCCUUGUUUAUUUAUUUCAUAAAAUUUAUACACCGCUUGAUUGUAAAAAAAGAACCCUCAAAGCAGUUUACAAAAACAGUUGCCACUUCCAGAGCAAAGUACUAUAUAGUUGCACCUUGGAAGUCUAACAGAAUCCAUUCUGGAAGUCCAUUCGACUUCCAAAACAUUCAGAAACCAAAGCGCGGCUUCUGAUUGGCUGUAGGAAGCUCCUGUAGCCAAUCGGAAGCCCCGUUGAACAUUCAGCUUCCAAAAAUAGUUCACAAACCGGAACCCUUACUUCCAGGUUUGCGACGUUUGGGAGCCAAAACGUUCGAGAACUAAGCUGUUCGAAAACCAAGGUAUGACUGUACAGUAGUGAUGAGUUGACAUAGCUUACAUCUUGCCUUGAACACUGGGCAGUUUCUUAAUAUUUUUUUUUUUAAAAGAUAUUUAUUAAGAUUUUCAAAAUAUUACAAAACAAAAACAAAAAAGAGAAAAAAAUAAAAAAAUAAAAAUGGCUAAAAACAACUCAAUCUUUCCAUUACUUGUUUUUCAUUAGCUUAUUUCCCGGACCUCCUCAUACCUCCCUUUUUUGUAUUCCAGCUCAGUUUGUUGGUUCAGCAAAUCCCUACCCUCUUUGUUUAUCCUAGUCCUUAAUCUUAAAGUAUUGUAACGUUAAAUUUUUACCUAUUUAUAAUCCAUUUUUCAUAUUCCCUUAUAGUAUUACAGCUGAAAACCACUUAAUUUCUAUCCAACAUCAUUCUAACAUUCAUUAAUUUUACAAUAUUUCUGUAGAUAGUCCUUAAAUUUCUUCCAAUCUUCUUCCACCGACUCUUCUACCUGGUCUCGGAUUCUGCCAGUCAUUUCCGCCAGUUCCAUAUAGUCCAUGGCAGUUUCUUAAUAUUAAGACCAGCAUCAGCACCCUUGAGCAGCUGCUGGGACCCAAGUCGUAGGCAUUUUGGUCCACCCACUCUCUUGACUGCAGCUGGUUCUGGGAAUCAUUGCACCAUUCCAGGGGCACUGUGGGUAAUUUAGAUGGUUGGUGGAUUCCCAGAGUCUGCCACUGCUAACAGGUAAGCCUAACGGGGCAGAGACCAAUCAUGGGAGCCAACCAUGUGGGCACCUUGCCCCCACCCCGAUUUAAAGCCAGAUCUGUUUUAACGCACACACUCAUUUUCUUCUUUCUCUGAACUACUUUCUUUGAGCGCUUUCUCAUUCGCUUUACUUCCUCUUUCUCAGUCUGUUGCAUCUAAUUAUCAAUCACAUGGUGACUUGUGGCCCCUUUAUCACUAGACCUCAGCCUGCCUCAGAAGCCAUUCUUGUCCCUAGAGGUGGGGGCUUUAAUCCCAGCCAAACUUUCCUUUCCCUCACAAAAUAAAAUAAAAAAUGUGGGUUUUGGGGAACUGGAAUGUUUUUAUUAUUAUUUGUGUUUUUAUUGUUUAUUACCGUAUUUUUCGCUCUAUAAGACACACCAGACCACAAGACGCACCUAGUUUUUGGAGGAGGAAAACAAGAAAACAAAUGUUCUGAAUCUCAGAAGCCAGAACAGCAAGAGGGAUUGCUGUGCAGUGAAAGCAGCAAUCCCUCUUGCUGUUCUGGCUUCUGGCAUAGCUGCACAGCCUGCAUUUGCUCCAUAAGACGCACACACAUUUCCCCUUACUUUUUAGGAGGGAAAAAGUGAGUCUUAUAGAGCAAAAAAUACGGUAAUUUUGUUGGUCACUUAAUACAAAAGGGGGGAAACAGGAUAAAAUGCUGCAGAUAAAACAAUUAAAACUGGAAAAGUUAAAACAGUGAAUGCAAAAACACACAAAAUGCUCAUCCAAUAACAUAUUAAUAAGGGCAAGUUCUAACCAAUCCAUUAAAGGAUGGGCACCACCAUAGGGGCCCAUUUAAUUACCAAAGGCCUGAGUAAUUGAAAAAGGUUGGGGGGGAUGUUUCUGUGAAAAACACUGUGACAUUUUGCACAUGAUAUUCUUCAAUUUUUUCAUAUAUGAAAAGUUUUGUGCAUCACUGACAAGGUAACUGCUGCCCAAAAUUAGUGACAAGUCCAGUAGUUAAAUAAUUAUGACAAUGGUGAUGCUGGCUAGAGGAAAUAAGGAUGGUUCAGCAUGAAGAGAUGCUGUCGGCAGCAACUAGGAGGCAGUGAAUUUGGUUUCUGUUAUUGUUUACAGGUCCACAGGAACUGAGAUGCUUUUCCCGAAUUUUCCCUGCGCAGAUGCACCUUGGGUUUUCCGACUGGCACAUCUGGCUUUCUGUUUGGAGCCGUCCUCCUAACAGCCGCUUUACCCGGGUACAGAGGCUCACUUGCUGCCUGCUCAUGGCUCAGCUCUUCCUAGCUACGUGUGCCGUCUGGUAUGGUGCAGUUGGAGUUAAGGGCCACAGGUGAGCAUAUCUGGGAACAAGGGAUGGAAUGCGCAACAGGUGCAAACAGAAAGGAAGGAUGAGCUCAGUGGAAUGUUACUGACACACCAUCCAUUUAAAACACAUGACACUCUCUUCCCCCCAAAUCAUGGGGUGGGGGAUGGCCUUGGUCCAGAAUACCUGAAGGAGCGUCUCCACCCCCAUCGUUCUGCCCAGACACUGAGGUCCAGCGCCGAGGGCCUUCCUUCAUUGCAAGAAGCGAAGUUACAGGGAAUCAGGCAGAGGGCCUUGUCGGUAGUGGCACCCGCCCUGUGGAACGCCCUCCCACCAGAUGUCAAAGAAAUUAACAACUAUAUGACUUCUAGAAGACAUCUGAAGGCAGCCCUGUUUAGGGAAGCUUUUACUAUUCGAUGAAUUAUUAUAUUUUAGUAUUUUGUUGGAAGCCACCCAGAGUGGCUGGGGAAAUCCAGCCAGAUGGGCAGGGUAUAAAUAAAUUAUUAUUAUUAUUAUUAUUAUUAUUAUUAUUUAUUAGACCUUUGGCCAAAGAGCUCGAAGAGCUACAGUUCCCAGCAUCUUAACAAACUACAGUUCCCAGGAUGCCUGGGGGAGAGGGGAGUUAGAUGCUUUAGCUGUAUGGCUAUAAUCAGAUGGCUCCUUUCGAGCGCUGACUAUCUGAUGCAUGGAUAUUAUGUUUGUGUGUGUGGUCUAAAAACUGUGCCCUCAGAAAGGAGUCCACAUAAAAUAUGACACUAUUCAGAUCAUUGCUCAUUUACUCUAGGCUUUGGCUAAAUGGCUAAAUCUACAUUUUUUCCCCCUGCAGCUAUCCUGUUGGAAGACAGAUUUCUGUGACUGCAGAGAGCAUUGUGGUUGGAAUAACUGCAGCAGUCAUGGUUUACCCAAUACAACUACUCUUCAGUUUUCUCUUCCGGAAAACACGCAGUAAGGUACCUCCUUCAAUCAUAAAGGCGACAUGGAGAGAAAGCUAACCAGGAACCGAGGAAGGAAAGCCACAAAAACAGACAUAACUGAUAAGAAUAGGAAGAAUACAAGUGCUAUAGAAUCAUAGAGCUGGAAGGGACCGCUGAGUCAUGAAUCGUUUCCUUUACAUUGUGAAAUGAAUUAGAAAUUGCCAAGCAAGUGCUGAGUGGAACACCAGCCUCUCAAGUGGGUGGCAGCAGGACAAGGACCCCACUGAAUGUUUGGUUAGGGUGUGUGAACAUGUCCCCUCUGUCCAACAGAUUGUAAUAGAAGAUCCUGACCCGCCUGCUCAGGACUGCCAGACUGUGGAGAUGGAUGUGUCUCUUGACUGCUCUAACUUGGGUAGCUCCUCCUUCUUAUCUGUCCCUGGAAGAAUGGAGUCCAUUGUGGAUAUGGGUUCUGUUGGCAGUGUGAGUAGAGCUAUUCUGUGGGCCUCAUAGUGGCAAUAGAAAGAAUUUCCACAGUGUUAUAUGGAACAGCCAAAUGCUGAACUUGCAUGAGAUCCUGUAACCAACCAGCAACCUCCCCAGGCUUGAGCUAUUGUUUUAAAAAGCAUUUAUAUCAAUAUAUAAUGUUCAAAGUGCUAUACAUAUAUUAUCUUGAUUGUCUUUACAAGAACCCUGUGAGGUAGUUUGAUUGCUUGUUUCUUAUCAUCAUCAUCAACAUCAUCAUCACCCCCAUGUUGCAAAUGCAGGAGCUGAGUCUGAGAAACUGUGGCUUACCUAAGACCAGCUAGUGAGCUUGUAGUUGAGGAGAGGUUUGGAUUUCCUGGUUUAAACUCCUGCCUCCUCAUCCCACUGCAGGGGAUUUGGCUACCAAGGACAUCUAGAGGGCAUAUUGCAUUUUCAAAGCUGCUGCUGCUUCUUUUUUUUACAAAAUAAAAUUCUUUGUUGUGAUGCCUUUGUCAGCCACUUCCAUCUUAAAAGAGCUGCUUUGCUGGAAUAAAUUCUUCAGGUCGUGUGAUACAUUUGCAGGAGUAAAGAAAAACGGUAUCCACCUUUAUUUUAUGUUCUACACAACUAUAAAAGGUGGUGCCCUGUCAUCUAUUUCAUCUAGUCACCCUCAGUUUGACUUCCGUUCAAUAUGACAUAGUAGCAGAGAGAUUAGUUUACUUCUAUACCCUGAAUGGUAAUCGGGAUGAAGGUUCCUUUGAGGUUUACAUUUCUUGGUUUUAUGUGGCAUCCAUACUUGGCAUUUCCCUCCCUUUUGACCAUUUUUAUUUGUUUUAUUUUGUCUUUUACAGGAAUCCCUCUUUAGUAGAAAGCCAGUUUCCAACCAGAAGGACUUCAUAGGCAACGACAGGUAUUGUUACAACACUGCGUGGCAAUAGCAAAAAUAGCAAGGGAGCAUGACAGUUUCAUCUUGGUCCUAGAAACAGCUCUCCCAUGAUGCUGCUUCAUCUCGUGUGGGCGGGUGCGCACGCAUCGGGACAAAGCAUGUAAUAAAUCUCAUGUUUAGUUUGGUCCUCAGAGUGGUGAGUUAGCCACACAACAACCCUGAGAAAUUAUGACUUUGCUUACAGCUAUCCAGCAACCUUCUUAGUUGAGUGGAACCUUGGAUUUCUGCUGGCAUAUCCAAGCACUUAGCUACAGUAGCAUCCUGGCUUUGGUAGGUUUGUCUGAGCAGACUCUUGAGGCACAAGAAUAUUUUCUCACCCUAGAACAGCCUUCCCUAACCCAGUUCCUACCGAUGAUGUUGGUUGCUGGCUCUCUCAUUAGCCCCAGCCAGAAGGGGCAAUGGUCAGGGAUGUGAAAGUCUGUUUCAGAUUGUCUAGCUACAGUUGAAGCAUCCUCAACUAGUUAAACAAGGUGUGAGCUUCCUACUGGCCAAGGUUCUGACCUUAUUCAGGUGCCUUUUCAAAAAUCUGCAGGGCUGCCAAUCAAUGGCCUUCAUGCAACAGCAUCUUUGAUAUUCCUGACCUUCUGAACUCUGACCCCCUGAUGAAUGGAAGUCGGAUUCUCAAGAGGAAGAAGGCAAUUGCAAAGUUGGGAAUUGACUCCAUGUCCAGUUCUGAUGAUGACCCCCUGUCCUUUUCAUUCAGAGAUUCUGAGGACAGUAGGAGGUCGAGCUGUGGCCAUCACUCUGGUAAUCUCCUACCACAUUUUUCCUACUAUGUCUCCCUUGCACUCAGUCUCUCUCACACAUAGAUUCACUCAUGUUUAUGAGUAAAAGUUUGGCAGUGGUAAAAAAAUGAACCAAAGGUUUACUUGGUAGAUUAAUCAACCUAGGCUGCAAUCCUAAAUAAUACUCACUAGGGGAGUAGGUCCCACUGAACACAGCAGGGUUCGCUGUUGAGUAAACAUGUCUAGGAUUGCACUGCAUCCUUUUACUGAUAAAUUUGGGCCAAUCAUAAGUGAAAGCAAUUUCCAGCUGGUUUAGGGUACACUUGUUUGUUUGCUUUUUAUGCUAUUUUGAUUCUGAAAAGGAACUUUGAAAGUUGGCCUUCCUCAUAAUGAGUUACUUCUUCCUAUAUACAUAAAAAUGUAAGGCUGUCAUCACGCAGAUCCCCUUUGGAGGAUUUGUAAUGAAAAAGGUGCUUAGUAGUUGUAAUGUGCGGUAGGAGGAAUGGACAUAGGGAUGAAGGUGGAAAGUGGGGUGCAAAGCAGGGCUGCAAAAUAGGUGAGAGAAUUGGCUUCAGAAAUGGGGUUGGGAAGGUGAAAAGGAAGCUUAGCUGCAUGAAGGCCUAGGAGUAGGGUCUACUUUAUAACUUUGGUUUUUCUUAUUGUCCCCACAGCGGAAGGUUUGCUCAACUGUGUUGUUGACAGAACUCAGGAGAACAUCUCUGACUGUGUCACAUCUGACAGUGGCCGGUUUUCACCUCAAGUUGAAGCAGAUCUCAUCUAUGAUGGGUAUGUUGCCUGGUCUGCUGCUGCCUUGAGCAGCCAUUCUACUCAAGAGAUGGGGGCUCGUAGGGGCGGAGGGAACAAGGCCUUUAAGACAGUAAAUGAAUGGACAGCCCAAACUCGUAAUAAUUAAUAUCUCAAUCAAUUGAGUUAUACACAUAAAUACAGUAAUUCAUUCCCAUUUGGGUUGUUUUCAGUUUAAAAAGCAUAUUUUGGUUAAUGAAAACAGACAGAUAUGUGGUGAAAGUGGUUUGAGGCAUUGCUUUUCUAGGCAGAGAGGCUGUGUUCAAACUGAUUCUGCUACACUUAGAUUGCGUGUAUCUGCACCCCCAGCACAAUGUAUCUCAAAGUGAGGUCUGAACAAGCUAAGCCUGAUUAUUAUUAUUAUUAAAAAAUAAUAUAUUUAAAGUAUUAUUAUAUAUUUAUUUAUACCACCAAAUAAAAACCACCAAAACCAGAAAAUAAUAAUUAAACAACAGGGAAACAUUGAUAGAAUUGUUGUUGUUUAGUCAUUUAGUCGUGUCCGACUCUUCGUGACCCCAUGGACCAGAGCACACCAGGCACUCCUGUCUUCCACUGCCUCCCGCAGUUUGGUCAAACUCAUGCUGGUAGCUUCCAGAACACUGUCCAACCACCUCGUCCUCUGUCGUCCCCUUCUCCUUGUGCCCUCCAUCUUUCCCAACAUCAGGGUCCUUUCCAGGGAGUCUUCUCUUCUCAUGAGGUGGCCAAAGUAUUGGAGCCUCAGCUUCACGAUCUGAUCGUUUAUAGAAUUAAAACUCUAUAUAUCAUUAUUAUUAUAUUAUAUUAUAUUAUAUUACACAUAUUAUUCAACCCAAGUGCAAUAGCAGCAAGCCUCAUCCAACCUCAUCCUGGUGCAAUAGCAGCAAGCCUGCAUUAGCCUGAAAAUUAGACAUGUCUGUGCCAGCCUAGCCUGGACAGGGCUGUGAGCUGCCUGUAGCCCCCCCCCCCCCCUUCUGAAAUGGCUCCUAUGCGUUGUUGUACCUUCCUUGGUGGCUGAGACACGUCCUUUGCCUCUAAUUCUGGCACAUUCUUCUUUUGUUCCCUUGGCUGGCAGAAUGGAAAGUCCUAGUAGUGGCUGGUCCGAUGGGAUUGUGCAGCAUGGAAGCAGCUGGGGCUUACUACGGAAGUCGUUCUCUUACAUCUCUGCUAUGACCAAUAUUGGCAGCGCUUUCUUUUCUGACCUGGAACUUCCUCCUGCUACUGUUUCCUCGCUUUCUACCCGGAUUGGUAUGUGUGAACACUAAUGGGAUAUGUCCUCAUAGACUUGUAUUAUGGGAGCCUCAGUGCUGGGACAGGGGGCACCUGUAAUAUGACGUAACAUAGAUUAGAUUUCCCUUAGCACACUUUAAUUUCCCUUUGGACAUAUGAUCAAGGCAGCUAAAUUGCUUCUCCCACCUUUUGCACAGUUGUUUAAAGGCAGAAUCAGAAUUUUAUUCUGAGUUGGGACAUAGUAAUUAUUCUGGAUUAACUAAUGCAGGAUGGGACGCAGGUGGUGCGCCUAGGACAGAGCCUAGGACUUGCUGAUCAGAAGGUCGGUGGUUCGAAUCCCCGCGACAGGGUGAGCGCCCGUUGCUCGGUCCCUGCUCCUACCAACCUAGCAGUUUGAAAGCACGUCAAAAUGCAAGUAGAUAAAUAGGUACCGCUCCAGCGGGAAGGUAAACCGCGUUUCCGUGCGCUGCUCUGGUUCGCCAGAAGCGGCUUAGUCAUGCUGGCCACAUGACCUGGAAGCUGUACGCCGGCUCCCUCGGCCAAUAAAGCGAGAUGAGCGCUGCAACCCCAGAGUUGGGCACGACUGGACCUAAUGGUCAGGGGUCCCUUUACCUUUUAACUAAUGCAGGGGUGGUGGGGGGAAGAAACAGAGUCUGUUUUUCUUUUCACAUAAUUCAUUGACCAGGUGAAGAUAAUGCCUGGACUCCUGUGCAACAAAAAGGCAUGCCACUUUCAUGGCGCUCUCAAGGGCUGACAAAGGAUAGGAUGUUGCAGCGUUUGAUCCUGGUCAAAUUUUACCCCUGACAACUUAUCCCUUUCUGUUGUUGCAUCUAGACUUUGGAAUACUCUCCUCAGAGAAGAUCAUCUGCCCCUUUCCAUAAUAUCUUUCAGCGAAAACAAUUUUAUUUAUGCAUACUGUUAAAGUAAAAAGCAGAUAAAUGGCUGUAGGAGGUUGCUUUGAGUUUCUGUAUUCAUACAGUCGUACCUUGGUUCUCGAAUGCCUUGGUACUUGAAUGUUUUGGCUCCCGAAAGCUGCAAACCCGAAAGUGAGUGUUCCGGUUUGCAUACAUUUUUCGGAAGCCGAACGUCCAACGUGGCUUCCAAUUGAGUGCAGGAAGCAAGUGCAGCCAAUCGGAAGCCACGCUUUGGUUUUCGAACAGUUCCAGGAGUUGAACGGACUCCCAGAACGGAUUAAGUUCGACAACCAAGGUACAACUGUAUAUGCUUUCCCAAAGUAGUAUAUUAUUGUUUUCUCUUUUGUGAUUUUACAUGAUUUUAUUGUUUUGAAUUUAUUUUGUUGGGAACACACUGGCGUUAAUACUGUUGGACACUGUGUGUUUAUGCUACAUAUAUUGUUUUGGAAUAUUAUUUGUUUCUUUUUAAAAAAUAAAUAAAUUGGACACUUUAAAGUGGAAAUGCAGAAUGAAUAUGGUUUCACUUGAGUGAUGUCCCCUUAUGGACCUUGAGGCAUUGAGGAUGAGAUUGCUUUCUUAAAUUGGGCAAGGUGCAUUUUCUGGUUAGGAGGAGGCGAUACUUGGAGCAAGGGUAAUUUUGCCCUGCCCUGAUGGAUUGAUAUAAUAGAUGAAUGCCGUGUCCACCUAACAGAGAUAGAAAUGCUCAUGGCUGCUUUCAUACAGAUGAAAUCAAAGCUCUUGGGAAGAGGAUCCUGGGAUUCUUCCAAAUAAAAGGGAUGUAACUCCAGGUGCUUGGUUGUCUUCAUUUUAGGGGUGCCCCGAAGACCUCAGGAAUGGCUCUUCCCUGCUGGAAUGCUCCCAGCUAUCUACAUAGCCAUCUUCUUGCUGCUUGCUGGCUGUUUCUCCAUCAAUAUCUUAUAUGGCUCCUCCUUCCUUGACCACACUGCCUUGAUGUGGCUGAUCUCCUCUGCCUUUGCUUUCGCCACAUCUUUCAUCUUUUUGGAGCCAAUGAAGGUAAUAGCAUAACAAAAUUCAUUGGCACUGCUGGAAUUUUCUCAACGGUCACACCUGCUAUAUAUAUAUACAGUGGUACCUUGGUUCUCAAACUUAAUCCAUUCCGGAAGUCUGUUCCAAAGCCAAAGUGUUCCAAAACCAAGGCAUGCUUUCCCAUAGAAAGUAAUGCAAAACAGAUUAAUCCAUUCCAGACUUUUAAAAACAACCCCUAAAACAGCAACUUAACAUGAAUUUUACUAUCUAACGAGACCAUUGAUCCAUAAAAUGAAAGCAAUAAUCAAUGUACUGUACUGUAAAAUAAAUAAGACAGUAUAGUAGAUGAUUAAAAAUUAAUUUUUUAAAAAAAAUCUUACCUGCACUGAUGAUGGUCAUUGUUUGGAUGAGGGGCUUUUAUCCAUUUCUGCAGUCACACAAUCAAUCAAUCAAUCAAUAGCUGAACUGGGUACCACCCAGUCACAAAAACAAAUUAACCUAAAAAGCCUCAAAAACAAAAACGCAAAAUAAAUAGCAAAAACAAAAGCGCCAAACUUAAUCCAUUCCGGAAGUCCAUUUGACUUCCGAAAUGUUCAAAAACCAAGGCACAGCUUCUGAUUGGUGCAGGUGCCCCGGAAACAAUAGCCGACCGUCACAUCGGACGUUCGGCUUCUGAAAGACGUUCAAAAACUGGAACACUUACUUCCAGGUUUUCGGUGUUUGGGAACCAAGGUACCACUGUAUAGAUAAUGUUUAAACCAAAAAAGGGUUAUUGCAAACAACUCUGUAAUCAGCCUGUAAGCCUUUAAGUUCUUUUAAGACACAGUUGGCCAAACUAUGCAUGAUGUGGGAGAUCUGUGAUGUUUUAAUGCUUUCUUUUUAAUGAGAUAGUUCCUAGAUUAAGCAGUGGCACUGGGAAGGCUGUGCAUUUAACAGUCUCUUUCCCAUUCUAUAUGUUCCUGACCAAAAUCCCCUCCCCUGCUUAUGGGAAAUCUAAUGACUUUUCAAUUUAAUGCGUAGUUUCCCUCUAAACCAAAGUAAGGGCUAUUUGUACAACUGGCCUGCUAAUAAAAGGCUGGGAAGAAAAACUAGUGAAUUUUUAAAAAAGAAAUCAGCAGAAAGGCUGCCCGUGAAGUAUAUUCUUGGUCAGAGUCAAGAAGUGCCAUGAUAUCCACUCAUAAGUCUAGAGAGAAGGCCAAUGAAAUCUUGAAAGAACAGGUUUGUGUAUUGAAUUAACACUUUCUGUACAGUGGUACCUUGGGUUAAGAACUUAAUUCGUUCUGGAGGUCUGAUCUUAACCUGAAACUGUUCUUAACCUGAAGCACCACUUUAGCUAAUGGGGCCUCCUGCUGCCGCUGUGCCGCCGGAGCACGAUUUCUGUUCUCAUCCUGAAGCAAAGUUCUUAACCUGAGGUACUAUUUCUGGGUUAGCGGAGUCUGUAACCUGAAGUGUCUGUAACCCAGGGUACCACUGUACUAGGAUUCCCUGGCAUCUCCAGGGAUUGAAAGACUCUUGGUAGGUGGGGGUUUGGGGUGCAACGCUGGCAAGCUGGCACCAAUUAGUGUUGACAGUGCUUAACUAAAUGGGCUGACUUGGCAGAAGACAGUUUCCUCUGCCCCUCCAGCAAUGCCUUUGAGAAUAUACCUGCUUUCUCAGGUGCUCUUUGGGGCUCUGCAUGCCGCUCUCAUCAGCAAGCCAGUGGAGAGCGAAGCUGAUGGGCUGGUGGAGAAGCCCUUGGUUAAGCAGAUGCCCGAACGAGUUGGGAAGGUGCGCGUGCCCUGUGGUUAUGGGCUGCUGCAGGCCAAGGAAGAGGCCAAGAAAGUCCGAGCUCUCAAAGGAUUGAUGUGGGUAAGUGACUUCUUCCCUUGUGCAAAAUGUUGGAAUGGGUGGCUUGAGGAACCGCACAAAUGAUGGAGGUGGGAAAGAAGAAUGGUGCAAUUGAUAGAAUAUUCAGUUAGGCUCUAAGCAAUGACGCUCUAAUAAUAAUAAUAAUAAUAAUAAUAAUUUAUUAUUUUUACCCCGCCCAUCUGGCUGGGCUUCCCCAGCCACUCUGGGCGGCUUCCAACAAAAUAUUAAAAUACAGUAAUGCAUCAAACAUUAAAAGCUUCCCUAAAUAGAACUGCCUUCAGAUGUCUUCUAAAAGUCUGGUAGUUGUUGUUCUCUUUGACAUCUGCUGGGAGGGUGUUCCACAGGGCGGGUGCCACCACCGAGAAGGCCCUCUGCCUGGUUCCCUGUAACUUGGCUUCUCACAGCGAGGGAACCGCCAGGAGGCCCUCGGUGCUGGACCUCAGUGUCCGGGUAGAACAAUGGGGGUGGAUACGCUAUACUGGACCGAGGCCGCUCUAAGCAAUGGAGCAAUGAAUAAAGAUGGCUAGAGGAAGAAGAUACCUAAGGACACAGGAAGACCCCUCCUAGAUCAGAUCUAGUGCUGUAUCCUGUUCUCUCAGUGGCCAGAGGUAGUGGCAAUCAAGGUAAGAGGAGUGUGUUUGUGGGAGGGGAGGUUAUUGAUUUGUUUUUGGUUUAUUAUGUAUUUUGUGUUCUCAGUUUACAUCAGGCUACAACCAAACAGUGGGCCUGGUCCCUGACCCACAAGCUGGUGAUGAUCAGUGAAUUAGAAAAAACGAGAUUGCAAGUGUGAGGAUUUUCUUUGACCACUAGGUGUCAGAACAGAUUUAAAUUUCAACUUUAUUGAUAACGGCAGCUAAGGUUGGAGACCGAUUAUAAUUUGAAGUUGAAAGUUAGGAUGGCAGUGCAUCAGUGAUUCAAACAGGUAUAUAGAUUUCUUGUGGUGCCCCUAAGCUCUGCCAAACCAGUUUGACCAGAGAUGAUAACAGGGCAAAAGAAAUAACUGUCCAUCUCAAGAGCAAUACUGGAUGUAACUUGGCCUUUGAUAGCCUGGAGCCCUCCAGAUGUUUUGAACUACAACUCCCACUAGCCCUGGCAUUACACAGGGAUGCUGGUUAGGGCUGAUGGGAGUUUGUAGCAGCAAACAUCUGGAGGGCACCAGGCUGGCAAAGGCUGCUUUGAUGUGUAGCACCUUCAACUCUUUGAAAAACGUUUGCCCAAUAAGACUGUGGCAUUGACCUAAACAUUAGCGACUUGUCUUGCACAGGGACAAGUUCAUAUGGCUGGACCAGGGCUUCAGUGAAGUUAGUUAUCCUGCUGGUGUUCUGGACUGGUUUUAUAGGAUAGGAUAUUCCAUUCUAUGGAUAAUUUCUGCCUGGCUGGAUUUGAACUGAUCUGACCAAUAUUGUUUUGUACUUUAAACGACACGGAAAUCGAAUUUAAGGGUGGCAUAAAAGUGUUUUUAAUAAAUAAUAAUAAUAAAUAGUAAUGCAACCUUAAUUUUGUUGUUGUUGUCACUCAAUGGUAGUGUUAGGUGGUAGGAAAGCAUUACAUCUUUCUAUGUUUAAAUUAAAUAAUAAAUGCACAUUAGCGAUUUCUGGGGGUUUCGCCUCUUUGCAGUCUGGUUUUUGAUCACUCUCUUAUUGGCAGUACUUGACGUCCCUGUUCAUGCUCCAUCACAUUUGUUGCUUUCUUCUCCCACCUCCUCCUCUCCAGAACUGCCUCACUCAUAUGCUGUUCUUUCUGGUUGUGCUGACCAUCAAUUACCAGAGAUGCUUCCAUGACAACAACGUCCACCUCCUGCAUGCUGCUGUCAAACAGGCCAUCUCUGUGACAAACGACAAAGGACUGAACUUCACUUCUGUGCGCAGGUGAGCUCUCCAGAGAGAGGGGAUAUGGACAGAGGAGGCAGCUCACCAUCUCUAGAGAAACAUAAUAAAAAUUAUAUUUCAGGAAGACGCCACAUGACCAAAUAGUCAAAUGUGUCAAAGGACAAGUAAGUUGUCUUUGAACAAAGCUGCAAAUACAAUCAGACGUGGCCCAACUGCUUGUCCAUCUUGCCAGAUUUCUGUCUGUGUCAGUCAUUGUUGCCAGAUGCUACAUAGAGUAUAUUCACACUAGAGCAGUUGUUGUACUGUAGUGUGUGCUGUUUUUUCCCCAAAGUGCUUGAAGGCAUUCUAACACAAAGCACCUUACAUUUUUAAAAUGUUCUUCAAAUUGUAAAAGUGCUAUUAACCCCCCCCACACACACACACAAACCCUUGCUGCAAAUGCAUCCUGCAAGCUGAGAUAAAAUAGAAAAACAAUGCAGCAUUUCCAUCUUCUUGUAGUCAUAGGAUCAUAAGAGCUGAGGUGGCCUUGUCAGGCUGGCUAGUCCAAACCUUGCUCCGUUUGGGAAGAUAGAGGAUCCCCGAGAGAUUUCUACCCAGCAAGUGCUUGAAGGCCUCCAGCAAGGAAGGGUCGCUGAAUUCUUGACUGGAAGGUUGCUGUACUAGUUCUGUUGCAGUAAAACCAUUGUGUGACACCCAAAAACUAACAUUCAUUAUUCAUCUGGAAAUUUAAUGUCACACUGUAUUGAACAUUGUCCAUGCAAGCAUUUCAGAAUGAUCACCCCUCUACCCCGGCUGUGUGUUGUUCUUGAGGUUCUUCUGACACCCUCCUGGGCCAGUUUUGUGGGGCAUGGGGGACAUUCCCUUGCACAUGGCUUCCAUGGACAGUGUUCAUUAAGUGACUCCUGCCCUAGUUAUUUCACCCUCAGCCUUGUUCAUGUUAAGACUUUCAGAGACCAGAGCAUCCUCAAAUCCCUGAUGGUUGAAGGCUAAGGGGAGUCCACAGGUUGCUCUCAGUGUUCCUCUGGGUCCUGUGGCAGAUAGGUAAAGGUAAAGGGACCACUGACCAUUAGGUCCAAUCACAGGCGACUCUGGGGUUGCGGCGCUCAUCUCGCUUUAUUGGCCGAGGGAGCUGCCGUACUGCUUCCGGGUCAUGUGGCCAGCAUGACUAAACUGCUUCUGGUGAAACCAGAGCAGUGCACGGAAAUGCCAUUUAUCUUCCCGCCAGAGCGGUACCUAUUUAUCUACUUGCACUUUGACGUGCUUUCAAACUGCUAGGUUGGCAGGAGCAGGGACUGAGCAACGGGAGCUCACCCCGUUGUGGGGAUUCGAACCACCGACCUUCUGAUCGGCAAGUCCUAGACUCUGUUGUUUAACCCACAGCACCACCCACAUCCCUGUGGCAGAUACCUCCUUGUAAAGGCAAACUGGAACUGGCUGGCUGCACCCACAGAUGGAUUCCUUAGUCCAUUGAUGGGUGAAAUCAUCAUACAGGGGUGGCAAGAAAUUUUCGUUCCCAUAUAACAACUUUCCAGUACGUGUUCAGUUGCAAUUAAGCAAUUUUUUUCGUCUCACCCGCAUUUUUGUAGCAGGGAUGGAUUUCAUUGUCAGAGAAUUCUAGGAUUGCUGUGAUUUGCUUUAAAAACAGGCCACUUGGUUGAAGAACUGCACUGGUCCUUUUUCUCUCCUUUUGCUUAUUUUGUAGCUACUCCGACACAUUGGAAUGGAUUGACACAGUGCUACUGAAAUACCUUUAUGGCAACACAAAGCUGACAAUAGUAGGAGUGCCUCAGCUGCAGCUACAAAGCUCCACCACAAGCCAAAUGAUGGAUCUAGGUGUUCACCUUUUUCUCUUGGGUGGUAAAUUGACAAAACAGGCAGUAAGAGAUUGUGUUUGGCCAAAAGAAGAAAACAAUGAACAAAGAAAGGAACGAAGUUGCUUUUUUAAAAUGUCAGACAGCGUUGAGACUUCAGAAGAGCUAACAUAGUCAGGCUUGGUUUAAUGGACACAUUUGACAAACAAUGAAAAGAGGAAAUUGGGAACAUUCGCCCUACAAAAAUGAAAGUGAGCUGGGAUGGGGGGGGGGGGGGAAAUGUAACCGGAAUCUGAGAGAAGCCCCAAGGUGACAUGUACAUUCAACCUGAAUUAGUGGGAGGGACUUUUGUGGGACUGCAAUAAGGUAACCCAGGGAUAGGCAACCUAAGGCCCAUGGGCCACAAGCAGCCCAUGGGGGCCGUUUAACUGGCCCACAAGCCGCCCCCGAACCGAGCCACCCGCUUGGUGAGUCCCCACACGCUGUGCUAAACCAGCGUAGCAUAGUGCAGGGACUCGCUUCCACGGCACCAAAAAUCGCAUCUGCGCAUGCGCAGACACUGGAAAUUGCAUCUGCACAGACCCCAGAAAUCACAGGCGCACGCACUUACGCUCACACGCAAUCCAGCCCAUGGAGGUAUCUCCGCUGGAGUGAACUGGCCCAGGCAAGGUAAACCUUGCCAACCCCUCAGGUAACCCCUAAACAUAUGCCAGAGGUUUUUAAAUGAGAAAUAGGGCGAAUAUAGGUUGGUUUACCAAUGUGGAGAGUGUGAGCGUGUACAAAAUCACUUGUAUAUAUUGAAAGGCAUAAUAUCUAGCAAGUGGCAUCUGAGAUUCUUUAAAAUAAUAAUUAAAAAGCUUUGCCUGUACAUUUUUCUGUGCCUCCUAGGACUUCCCCGGCCUGGAAUUGCAUCUCAGAUAUACCACUUCAGUACUGCCAGCCGCCCCUGUCCUCUGUGCCACUUGUCUGGGUCCAGAUCAGAAGCUCCUAGGGAUACAAAUAAAAACGCAUGCCCUGACGCAACUGAGCACACUUCUAUUAGGUAUGAAUUGAUGUGGGGAUGCUUACCUCUAGGUUUCUCCCUUGUAGCUCCUUCUUAUUUCUCUUCUGAGGACCCGGGGGAGCUCCUAGUUGACAUGCCUCAGCAGGAGACUCCCCCUCUAUGGUGUUAACCCUUCCCGUGUCUCCAGCAAAUGGGCUGGAGCCGGAUAGUCGAUAGGACCAAUGCCUAAGCCAAUGCCUCUCAUUCCUGAAUUCAAUAAAGUUGUGGCCUAAUUCGCCCAUUUAACCUUAAAAUUUGGUGUCUUGUGUCUUUAUUUAUCCUGGGGGGGGGGGGCGGGAACUCGCCACGCAACCCCUAUCAGCACAUGGCAGCUUUCAGUCUAUCUGUGCUGACGCCCAGACAGGCUGCCACAGGUUGAACCAGUUGUAUGAAUGACAAUGUCACAUGUGGAUGUCUCUGUGGAUUGGGCAGUCAUCAUCUAAGAGGAUUGAGGAGGAGGAGAGGCAGAGGGUGAAGAAAGAGCUGCGGGUGGAGGGUGUCCCCUUUCCCAUCCUUUGGACGCCUAGGGAAACAACAAAACCUGCUGGACCUGGACCUGGGUGUGGAGAGGGCAACUGAAUAGGACACAGCCUGAGGAUGUACUAUGCAUCUUGGGCCUGCCCAUGAAAAGCAAGUCGAGAGUGAGAGACUAGGGUAAUGCCCACUGUUUCCAGGAAUUCUUCUCACUGUGAGACUUUUGUGGGUGAGCUGAGUUUCUUGGACUGAGAACCUGGAGGCUGAGCGGGAGGGAGGGUGUGUGUGUGCGUCAGAAGGAAAAUGACUUGAUAUUGAUUUUUAUGUAUUUGCAACUUUGUAUUAAUGUAACAUUUUGAUAUGUAACUGUGUGUUUUUGCAAUCUUUUAAGUUGUCCGUUGUUGCUUCAGUUUCCUGUACACUGCUUAGAGACAUUCUUUAAUAUAUUAAGUGGUAUUGAAAUUAAAUAAUUAAUCAUCAGUUAUGACCAAAGCUUUGCUUGCAAAGGUAUGUUUAAAAAAAACACACCAUUACACUAACUUUGUCAUGUGGUCAGAUCAUUGCUUUAAAGUUUGACUAUACUUUAGCUUGGAUUGACUGUUUGUUCCAAGUGCAAGGAUGUGGUUGAGGAUGUUCCAAAGGGAAUUAGAAAAGGCUACAGGAAAAAAGAGGAGGUUUACAUUGCUCCCAAGGCAUUCUGACACGCUUAAAUUCAUGUUCCUUCAAUGUGGCUCUGUUGGCAGGUUUUGGAUCUGGGGUCAUGCAGGAUUUUACCAUGCGAAUGGUGGCUGCGCAAAGGAGCUUGGGAACACCUCUGCAGAAGCUCAGAGGAUAUUGCAGGACCUACAAGCAAGCAACUGGGUUCACAAAAGGCAAGCUGCCCAAGACUUUUGUUUUUGUUUGAAACUCAAGUCUUCCAGUAGAAACAAAAUCAGUUCCCUGUGGGGCUUUUGCUCUUGCUUUGCAAGGGAAGGAGGUUGUUAGCUUGUUCUCAGGACUCAAUUGAAAGCCGUGACACUUAGCCAGGUCUGAAACUGGAUCAAAUGUGUCAUGUGGACGUGUAAGUAAAGUGGACGUGGAUAUGUAGUAAAGUGGAUAUGUAGCAUGCCUGAUGUUACUGUUUAUACUGUCAUCUUUCCUUUGGGAUGGUGGCGGUCAGGGAAAAGGCACCUCUCCCUCUCAGUUUCCAGACCUUGUCUGUCAAAACCCUUCAGGGGAGGGGAAUCUAACCAGUUUUAUAUCGCCAUAUUCCAAAAUCCAAUCUCUACCUGUUAGCAAAAAAACUAUUUCUCUAUAGCUUGUUCCUCAACUUGAUAUUCAUAGAUCUCUCUCCUCUGCAUCCUUUUCAUGACAGGACUAAAGCUCUGCUUGUCGAGUUCACUCAGUACAAUGCUGAUGUCAAUCUGCAUGUGACUGUGAUGCUCCUGUUUGAGUUUCCGUCAGACAGGCCGGCAACUGCUUCAGUGUCCAUAUUCCCCUUCCCAAUGUUAAAGUCAGGUGACAAUGUGGACCUUCGCCUUGUCAUGAUGGUAGGUAUCCUGCAUUGAAAAGCGCACUCUGGGGCUACUUCAUAGCGCAAGGGAACUCAGUAGGCAGUGUGGCGUGGCAAAAGUACAUACACAUCACAUCUUCCUCUCCUGUGGGCUUGGGGUCGCUAUUUAUUUAUUUUAAUAUAUUUAUUACAUUUAUAUUAUCUCCUUCCUUCAGGGAGGUCGGGGCAGUCAACUAGGUUUCCUCCUCCCACAAUGACCCUGUGAGGUAGGUUAGGUUGAGAGAGAUCACUUAGUGAGCUUUACAGCUGAGCAAUGAUUUGAACUUAAAUCUCCCCAAUCCUAGUAUAUCACAUUGACUACUAUGUCACACAUACUCAUAGAACCGGGCCUUCAAUGCCUUCCAAACUAGUGUUUCCCAAACUUGGGUCCCCAGCUGUUUUUGGACUACAACUCCCAUCAUCCCUAGCUAGCAGGACCAGUGGUCAGGGGUGGUGGGAAUUGUAGUCCAAAACGGCUGGAGCUCCAGGUUUGGGAAACUGUUCUAAACAAAUACCUAAUAUAUUCUAUAGGUGUCCUACAAAUCAUACCUGACUGACACCAACCUUCUCUUUAAGAUGGCAAAAAAUUGGAUUCCUCAGUCACUUUAGGCAUAAAAAAGGAUCUCAGAAGAAGAUAAAAAUCUUAUGGGUAGGCUCAUAUGGGAGGAGGUGGUAUCUCAGAUAGCCUGGCACUAACCUUGUUAGGAUUCAAAGUACCUCGGGUUAAGAACUUAAUUCGUUCUGGAGGUCUGAUCUUAACCUGAAACUGUUCUUAACCUGAAGCACCACUUUAGCUAAUGGGGCCUCCUGCUGCCGCCAUGCGAUUUCUGUUCUCAUCCUGAAGCAAAGUUCUUAACCUGAAGCACUAUUUCUGGGUUAGCGGAGUCUGUAACCUGAAGCGUAUGUAACCUGAAGCAUAUGUAACCCGAGGUACCAAUGUAUUACUAUACUGGAUCCAGUCACUUUGGGCCAUGACAGCAACUUCCGGCUUAUCUGGAGGCAAGGAAUCCAACAAUUUAGAAAAAAACAAAAACCUGUGGCUUUUCCUUCUCUGCUGCAGAUAUGCCUGCUUCUCUUCAGUGGAGCUUUUGUCCUACCAAAGCUGUCCUUCACACCUCCGGAAAAGGCGCCAUGCCUGUGGCAGAACUACAGUCGCUUCCGGCUGCUCCUGGCCCUGAUUUCCAUCACUGUUGCUGCCUUGCACUUUACCAACAACCGUUUAGCAAAGGCACGCUUGCUGCAUUCCCAGAAGCACCGUCAGGCUUUCACCAGCUUUUACGAAGUGGCUGUGCUGGCUCGCAUAGAAGCCAUCCUCUGCGCCCUGCUGUUGACGAUCACCAUGCUGAAGGUGAGGAAGAGCAGAGGGGGAACAGAAAUCUUCCCAAGGCCAUCUCCAUCCGGCACACACAUGAAUGCAUACCCUCCAACAUUUUUUUCCCCCAAAUCAGGAUGUCAGGAGGGGCUCUGGUGCUUGUCAGCAGGGUCGUGCCAGAGCUGACUUGUACCAGAGCUAGCAUCUUUUGGUCCGGCACUCUGAACUUGCACCAGAGGGCCAGGCCAAUAACAGGACAUUCUGGGAUCCAAACAGAAGCUGGGAUUGGCUUGUAUGCAUUCCUCCAUUGCACACGAUGACUUGGAACACAAUCCCCACACAAAUGGGGGUUGCCUGUAUAUUUUUUGCUUGUUUUAUGUAUCUUAUAUUAUUAUUAUCAUUAAUAAAUGAUAAUAAUAUCAAUAAAAUACUUUUUUAGGCGGAAGUCAGGCAGAAAACACCAUAAAACAGCCAGCCAACCUAAAGUUAGUUUAGUUUGGAAUGAAAUGUUCUUUGGGAGGAAGCCAAUAGAUAUUCUAGGGCAGGCUGUUCCAUGGCUGAGAUGUGACAAUAGAGAAACCCAGUUAUGUGUUCCCAUUAACCAAAAGUCAAAGGUUAAUGACCAGCACUUUGAACAUAGCCUGGAAAUGAACCAGAAUUUGGUGAAGCUGGUGAAGAAGAUGAUCUUUAUGACGUGACUGUCCUCUUUAUUUCUCCCAGAGUUUAGAGACAGUGUGCAUAUACACAAACCGUUAAUAGCAAUCUAAGGCAACAACACACUGUUCUAUCAGACCUGCUACUGUAAAACUAAAUACAACCAAUUUCUUUAUUUCUAAAUAUGUGGGAGGGACCCCCCCCAAACUGGUUUUAAUAUGGGGAUUAAGCUGUCCCUGCUUAUUGAGAAUUGAAUCUGCUCGUUCACUACAUAGCUCCACUUUGGGUUCUGUUUCCUCAUAAUGCGAAAUGGAAAGUUGGGAGUUGGCUUUAUAUAGAUAGACGAAAUGGUUAAUUUUCUCCCCCAAACCAGACAGACUGGUUGGCAACUCUGGCUGCAGUCCUGUAAUGUAGAGCCUAAUGUUGUCCCUUUUUAAGUCAGCAGGACAAUCCCAGAAAUAACUAUUUCCAGGCUGGUAGCCAGGAAAAUUGCGAGGUACUUAAAAGAUUUCAGAUACAGAUCAACACAAAUUAGCACAUAACAAUUUAUAGGCAUGGAUGCCUCCCUGCAAGCAAAGUAAAAAUAUUGUUAAUUAAUAAAUAAAUAAAACAGGGAAAGGGAAAAGGAGAUAUAAAACUCACUGCAGAGAGCUGAGAAUUGGGCCCCAGAGGCCACCCACAAACGGUGCCACUGAUUGCAGCCUUUGUUUGAAUUUCGACACCUGAGCAAGCAUGACCAUGUAUUUUCCCUUCACUGUGACACAUCCUUCUCUCCUCUUGGCCACAACCACUUGGUUAACAAUUUCAGAAUACAUCUUCCAUCUCUUAUAAAAGAGAAGAUUUAUUAAAAUGGUCCCCUUCGUGCAUAGCAAAAUGUCUGUUUUGGAAAGCACCGAGCCAGAUCUAUUAACAAUCACAAUGAUGCAUAGGUUCUUGUUAACAUGCCUCUUAAAUGAUGCUGUAAUGACCUUAUAAUUGUCAUUGAAGCUGCUACCGAGGGAUAAUCUUGGUGCCAUUCCUUUCCAUGUGCUGCCUAAUGAAUCUGCACAGGGAGACCCAUCUGCUCCAUCCAAGCUUGGAUGUAUUCGAAUUAGAGCUUUGUUGCUGCCUCUUGUUUCCUUAAUGAACAAUGAAGGAACACACAGAGCAGAUAAAUAAAGGCUGCCCAAAGCUUCGGCUGUGAAGUCAGCAGGAAAGACAGCAGGGGAGCUGAGAAUUUCCGUGGGUGGGAAUUUCCAACAAACAGUAUUGCUGUUUGUCCAAAAGAAGCCUUUAUGUCCUUAAAUUGAAGCAGCCAACUUCCUUAGGCCCUUCACAUAGACAAGAAACUCAGGUGGCUGUACCCACAAUAUUUUCACUCCUAUCACUGAUGUGACACUCAGCAUUUAUAUUCCAAACCAACAGCCAGGCCUUAUUAGCUAAAACGGCUUCUCUAGUUUUGAGAAUCUUCCCUUUGAGGUUCUCAUUUAUUGGACUGUGACACCAAGCAUUAGAGCUGCUUCCCUUGACCGAUGCUUAUGGUUGUGAUGAUGGCUGCUGUUUGUUAUCUUGAUGUAGCCUUGCAAUAAUAUUCCUUGGCUCUCUUCCUGUGAUAAGGGAACAGAGAAAGUGUUCUCAACAGCUUCUUCCCUUCAAAGAGGCAAGUCUCUGAACUAGCUUCUUCUUCUUUUUCUUUCUAGAUGGUGCAACAGCUGCGCUUUGUCCGGAAAUGGUCUGUGUUUGGGAAAACCCUCCAGCAUGCCUUGAGGGAGCUAGUGGCUAUCAAACUCAUCUUCCUCUUCUUCCUUCUCAUCUGUGCCAAGUGUGGCUGUUUAGUAGGUUAUAAAAAGAAUGGGGUGAGGGAGAAUGAGAAUGAGAAGUCGGUGCAUGGGGAAAUGAUGCAUGCUAUUCUAAGGUUUCUCCUGCCCACCCCAAAAUAGGGGGAGGAGGGGAAACACUGAUCCUACCAUAUAUAUUCUCCACAACCUUUUUCUUUUCUUCUUCAUUGUUCAGGCCUUCUCUUCAACUGUGGAAGAGUUCAGGACACUCCCUUGUGCCUUUUCAGCUCUGCUUUCCACUCUCUGUGGGAAGAUCACUUUCCUCCAGUCUUUGAUGCAAGUUUCCCCUAUCCUGGGGACAACAUACAUCCUAAGCUUUGGAGCUGGCGUGCUCUGGAUGGUGCAGAGCUUCCUUUGUGCCUCUGUCCUUAACAGUUACCGUACUGUCCAUUCUGAGAUCUACCAUCCAGCUAUUGAGCCUCAGGAUUACGAGAUGAUUGAGUUUUUGGUGAAAAGGUUGAAGCUGUGGCUAGGACUCAGCAAAACCAAAGAGGUAAGCGAGAUAAAACACCCAAAGCAAUAGAGGUGGUGGGUGGGGAGAAAAGAAAGAAAAAGGGAAUGGGGAAUACAGCACUCUUCCGCACAGUCCUGUCUCAAGGGGAAGAGAUGGAAAGUGAGAAUGUGGCUGCUCUGUGGUGCUAUUCUAUGCUUGCUCUAUCACCACAUGAUGUGGUGGUAACUUGCAAUACAAGCCACAUGAAGGCAGCUUCACAGGGUUGAACUAUUAAUGCAUAGCAGCUUCCCAGCUGUAAACAGCUGUUUACAUAAAUGUGAUGACCAUCUGAAUGUCUCUUUUGUAUGAGCUGUUCUCCUCUAAAUAGACUUGAGUAUGAUAACUCUGUAAGCUUGAUUUCAGAAUCAGUUUUGAGAGACCUUUCUCUAUACCUCACACCACAAUCUAUAUAAAGAAUGGCAGCCUAGCUUGUCCCCAUGAUGGCUGAAUUAGUUUUCCCAGACAACAGGAAAGAGAGUUUGCAACAGAUUUUGACCUCUUUGCCUUUCAGUUUCGCCACAAGGUGAAAUUUGAAGGGAUGGACUCCCUGAUUUCCCACUCUUCUGGAAACUCCAAACCUUCUCGCCUUCCUUCUCCGGGCACCAACUUUCACUGUGCUACUGCAACCAUUUCUUCCUUCAGCUCUGAAGAGCUGGUGCUUCCCGAGAGCCCCAUCCCUGAUCCUUGCAAUGUAGACUUUUACCUGGAGCACCUGCCAUCUGCAGUCAAUGAUCUCCUGGACGGCUUUGACAGGGUCCUAAAGCUGAUGGAGGAUGUGUGCCAUCUUGAGACCAGCUUAGAGGAGACUCAGAGGAGAAUUUGCAAGAAGAAGAAGGGGCAGAAAAGCCAUCCCAUGGAAAAGGUAGCAACACUCGCCUCAAGAACCAGCUUAGGGCUGCCAAGAACUUACAGCACCUUCUCAGAGUCUGCCUUAGCCAGGCUCAGAGUUCACCAUGUCAGGAUUUCCAGCUGCAGUGCCACUGAAGGGGGCAAGCAGCACCCAGCGGAUACCGUAUCUCAGCAAAGCUCAACAGGAUACAAGGUUCUGGUGGGCAACCCUCCAGCUUCAGGCUUCCGAAGCACUCUUCCCUGGCCGGCCCAUUUGUUCAAAAAGAGACCCAGGAGUGAGGAAGGGCAGGGAUAUCCAUGUUGCGACGUGCUUCAGAGACAGAUCCCUUUAAAGAGGAGAGCGUGGCAGACCGAAGGAACAGGUGACAUGUAG
Molecule: messenger RNA, 63042 nt
Organism: Podarcis lilfordi (Lilford's wall lizard)
Lineage: Eukaryota; Metazoa; Chordata; Lepidosauria; Squamata; Lacertidae
Source: the annotation of a GenBank genome assembly